ACCACCUCCUCCACCUCCCCCUCUUCUUCUUCGUCUUCUUCUUCUUCGCAGGAGGAGCUGACUUGAUGCGCAUAAUAAAUCAUCUCUGCAUGAUUCCUUCUCGAGCCCAAUUUCAGCCUCGUGCGUGUUGGAUUAGAGAGCGUCAACACAGGCGAUAGUCGAGCCUCUUUAACUGGGGAGGUUUCAAAUGUGAUUCAGCGCAGCAAACAACGUGGGUGUUAUGUGUGUGUGCGUGUGUGUGUAUUUUUUUUCCGUUUGGGAGUGGAGAAAGGGGAGAGCAACGAUAUGAGACGCGUGUGUUUAUGCCUCCUGCGUUCCCCGUUAUCUCUUACUGACCACCGGCUCUUUUUUUCACCUGUAUGAACGACCUUGCUAUUGUGACCGAAAUUUUCCUAACGAGGUUUCCAUGGAGGAUCAAUGUGUCGCUUUUUCUGCGAGGGCUGAAUUUGGUUGCUGCUGGUCUCAAGAUAUUUCAAGAUAAGAGGUAAGACAAUUAAAUAUAUAUAUAUUUAGUAUUUCACCUUAGAGCGCGCUUGGCAUUUGUGAACAUGUACACACAUUGAAAUCUAAAUUAUUUACACAGUGUUAUUUAUAUGCUUAAUUAUUUACCAGGCUCACAUGUCGGCCCUGUCUUGCGUACUAUCCGCGAAUUACCAAUUCCUAAUGCAAUAUUUGAUAAUUGUUCAAGGCUGGAGCAACGUGACGUGCCCUCCCAACUGCAGGCAAUUCCUCCACACUGAGUAGUCUCGUUUUAGAGGGGCAUGCACCCAGACACUAGGCUCUCUGAUAUAUGUUCAUUUUUUUUUUUUACUAACAAGAGCUUGUUUAUGGCACAGCCUCCCCUUUCUUUGUCAAACUGCUGCAGACCUGCUGUUACAUUACUCACAUGGUGGUAUUAUAGCCCCUAAAAGCUCCUGUGGUUCCUACCUGGUGUGAUGCACACACACUGCAGCCUGGAUUCACUUCACCUCACCCUCUUAAAUGUGUUUGCUACAGGCGCACACCAACACAUUCUACAGGGACAAAUCAGAGACUGUGCACUUACAGAAAAAAAUUAUACAUAUAUAUAUAUAUAUAUAUAUAUAUAUAUAUAUAUAUAUCCAAGGUUUCUCAAGGAUCCUCUUGAAAGGUUAAAAAAACCCUCAAGAAGUGUUGUGGCAGUGAUGGCUGUAUACCCACUUAGACACAGUAAGUGCAAAAGGUGCACAUACAUACCUUUUCUACCCUGCAACAUUCACCAGGUAAUUGCAUACUGCUAUGCCACGAUGUCAGCUGGAAUAUCUGUGAUGAAUGCAGCUCAGGCCUUCAAAGUAAGUACACUCCCACUCUGCCAGCUGGGCUAUUUGUUCAACCAGCGUGUUACUUGGAUGCAGGCAGGGUGUGAUGGAGGUGGGAGAUAUCGUGAUUAUACAUUAUUUUCAUUAUUUCUUUUCCCCUGUCAGUUAAACCAUUGGUGUCUCCUUACAGACAGGGACCAUCUUUGAUUGGGAAUGAUUCACCCUGCAAAGCUUCCUCACCACCUCUUAUCACUGUCGUCGUUAGCACCAUUAUCCACGGGAGUGUGUGUGUGACUUUGGGUGUGCAUGUGGGUGGGAGCCUACGUGCUUGUGCAUGUGUGUGUUCAUGCACAUGUGAGCAACUGAGUGAUCUGCUCCCUGUAGUAUCACUGACAGAUUUGUGUAACUCACUAUUUUGCAUUUGUAAAUUAUUUAUUAAAUGUGCCUACAAAAGAGAACCACAUUGCAUCAGCUGUUACACAUUCCCAUCCCUGACACACAAAAAGCCCCAUUACAAAUGCAAACCAAGACAUGCAAAGUCGACAGUAGUGUAAUACCCUCUGUACCUUCCCAACACCAAUCCUGAGUCCUGAGGUGCCAGCAGUUUGCAACACUGGGUGCCUAUCACUGAGGUAUGGCAUGCAGGACUCUUCCAGAGAGGAGGCAUACCAAUCCAAUUUAGUCGACUUCAGGGAAAGAAAAGAGGACCAAGCGGACAUGAAAGGCGAGGAGGAAAAAUCCUGGCAGAGACCCCACGUGUGUGAUUUGACAUCCAGGCAGCUAACAAACAAUUAGACCCUCCAUAAGUAGCGCUCUGAACCUGGCUCGCCCCGGGAUUAGGCCACAAAUGAGCUGCUCAUUGUGGCUUAUGUCUUCUAAAUGGAAAGUGUGUGUGCGAGUGUGCGCGAGUGUGUGUGUGUGUGUGUGUGGGGAGGCAGGGUGUUAUAUAUGUUGUACAUGGUGUGAAAGUGAGUUUGGUGUGUAGGUGUGUGUGGGUUGUGUGACAUUUAGCAGAUUGGUGUUAUUAUCUGUCUCUGCCCUUACUAUAUCUUGAACACCUCUUGAAGAAAUUUGUGUUUGUGUGGUUCGGCAGUGUGCAGAUCUGCUGAUUUAAUGCAUGCUGGCUCACACUGAUCAACACAAUUCCUGCACACUCUUGUACAUGCGUGUAUGACUGCUCACCUGACUGCUGUGUUAUUGUCAGCUCUCUGUUGUGUGUAUGUUUGACAUUUCAUAAUUUCAUCAUUACUUGCUCGGUAUCCUCUUGCAAGAAGUGGGUGCAUCGCAAUUUGCAACACAUGCUAGGAGCAGACAGACACUUGCCCUUGAUUAUGGACCUGGGUGGAAUGGAUGCCUCAUCAGGCUGUCUUGAUUCACCCCAGCAUGUGGGGAGACACAUGCUGCUGUGGGUGAAUCUAAUUGAUUGGAUGGCACCCAAUUCCCAGGUCCAAGUCUCUCCUCAGGCAGCCAGAGUGAAUCCGUCCAAGUGAAGGAUGAGCUAAGGCGUUGGUUUCUCCCUUAAUAGAUUGGCAUGGGCUUCCUCCCAUAUGCCUCUGGUAUCACCCUCAGACAUCUCCGAGUGCAAGUUGGCCAAACAAUAGGGCACAAAGUGACACUGCCUGGAUCCUCAGAUUGGAUUUGUGAUAAUGGACAGAAGGAAUGAGACUCCAUAUUCAAUUUUGUAAUCAAACAUCCAUGACUUUUCUUUUGCUGAUAGAUGAUUAAAUCCAUUGUACAGUAUGUAGCAAAGAGUAUGUGGAUAACAUAUCCCCAAAUGUUUCUGUUGUACAAAAGUCAAACCAAAAUAACCCCUGCAGUGGUGUUGACAUCUUGGAUUGGCGAUAUCAACUAGGUUGUAUGGAUCACGUGGGUGGAUCCAAGGUAUCGACAUCUUGCUUUAAUUUGCCAAAACACACAUUUGAACAGAAAAAAUCACUCAGAUUAGUUUAUUUGUGUCGGUUUGGAGCAACAAUGGUAAUGUAAACGUCAAGUGUUACUUUAUUUUCCCUUUCACUGCUCCUCUUUCACUGAUAAUCCAGCAAUUACACAGCGUCAAGUCAACAGAAAUGACAAUAAUGUCAAUCUUCACAACCCCUUAUGUAGCAUUAAAAAAAAAUCUAAUUAAAGCAAAAUCUGUUAAGAAAAUGAGCACCCAGCUUGUUUAGACUUUGCUUGUCACCCAUCUUAGCAGUCACCCAGCUUGUUCAGACUGCUAAAAUAACAGAACCUAUGUUAACUUGUAUUGGGAUCGUAAAGUUUCAACUGUUUCUUAUCUGUAAUCAUGGAGGAUUUUGACUGCAGCUUGUUGGUGGGGGAAGCCCCAUAUAUUUGUCUUCAUUUUGGAGUAUCUGUCAUGGCAUCCAUUGUUACAGUCUUUAAUUAAAAAGCCCACUGUUGAAAGUUGGGAUGAGUUUGCUGAGUUUAGUAUUUCACAACAUAAGUCUCAUCCCAACAGGUCAAGCUCCCCUCUCACGGAGCACGCCGGUGCCAUUUUAAAGCUUAUUGGAUGAAACUCUCAUUUGCCCUUGGCUGCCAAAGAUGACGUUGCCAUGGAAACAGCUUCUACUGUUAUCAAUCAUCGACUGUCUGGCAGGUAAACCACCUUUUUAUAAGAGUAAUGAUUCUUUCACGUUCGGACAUUUACAGUUGCAGGGAUGAUGGCUGAAGAGAAGAAAAUCCUGUCAGUGUCAGAGAUGAUAGGAUGGCCCUGGUUUAAAGAAACACUCCUCAGUAUUGACUUCCAUUCACAACACAGAAACAAUACUCUCAAUCUUCCUCCUCACUGCUCUUUGACUGUAACACCAAAGAGGCUUUUUCUUUUAUUUGUUUUUUGUCAUCCACACUAUUUCCUUUUGCACAAAAUUAACAUAAAAUGUAAAUCAAAGACCAUAGCUUCUUUGACUUUAAGAAUUGUGUAUAUAAACGUGUUUUUGUCACUGAAUUUCUUUCACUGACAACAUAUACUGCAAGGAUAAUAUCUUUAGAUGCUCAAAAAAUAUAUAUUUCCAAGAGACUGUUAAGUAAUAUACCAAUUAAUGAUUCAGAAACCCCCCAUUUAUUUUCUGCUCUUAUUUGCAACUGCUGAAAUUUCUCCUCUCCCUGUGCCAGAGAGGUCCUCCUGGCACAGUAGAACAUUCUCAGCUGUUCAUUUUAUCCACUUUAUUCUUUCAGAGGAAUCAGCACUUCUUAUCACCUCCCCAUAAAAUGAACCAUAUCAAGUCCUCUCCCAUGUUUAGUAAUGUCCCACCUCCCAUUUUUGAAAGAGCCCUUCCUAUUAGACCCAAAUAUCCCAUUUCCUCCAGAAGAAUGUGAAAUUAUGGAGGCCAGACUCUAUCAAAAAAUGGCACUUUUUUUUCCUGUUACUACGCUCAGGCUGUUACUGUUUUUCUCUGACAGAUUGUCUGGACAGCGGAUCGUACCAUGGUCCAAGAUGGAGGAUGGAGCCAGGUGACUUGUUUAUCCCUGUCGACUCUAUAGAGGAAGAAGCUACUUUGACUUGUGACGCUAAGGGAAUACCGCCUCCUCAAUACAGGUAAGAGCACACUUGGUUUCAGGAGCAUGCUAAGAUAAGUGUGGAAAGUGGAGGAUAGAAAUAUCUUUUGCAGUAAAAAAAAAAAAGAAGUAGUUUGGCAGUUUGAUCUCACAGGCUUUUAUCUCUUGUUUGAUUUUUAUUGUCUCUUUUAAAGUAUGUCCAGCAGCUAGUGUGCACUAUCUCCCAAGUCUGCCUGACUUUAACCACUGAAAGCGUUUCCUUUGCUGUCUAUGUGAUGCCCAUAUGUCCGAUUGAAGUGUUGUGCCAUGACUUGAGUCUGCAGUGGUGGCUCUCCUGUUAUUCUAUCCUUAAAGUGCAAAUGUGGAAAGUUAGAAAACACUCUUCCAUCUUGGACACCUGUAGCAGAUGUCUCGCGCAUAGAUUGCAAUGUGGUUUGUUUAUAUGACGAAACAGGAGUACAUACCUGGUGAAUGCAGUAUGGACAGCAAGCGUCUCUUGCUGCCUGAUGCAACACAAUAUCUGACACUUGCAUCCUGUCAUGAUUGAGCCAUCACAUGUGCUGAGUGCAACGACCAGAACAUGAAUCACAACCUUCCGUUGCCAUGAGACAGAAUACCAAAGAUGAGAUCUGUAAAAACUAUUUAAUUCCCUCUGAAUGUUCCUACUUACUAUUAAGUUGACUGAAAGUAUUGACUUUAAGAUAGUUUUAUUGUUUCAAAGUGAUUUAUUUGUGCAGCAAGAAAAGAAAAGAAAAUUGUAUUUAUUUAUCUGUUUAUCUGACAGGACCAAUACAUGUAGGCAUUGUUGCAGCCAAUUAAAGAGCAACUGAGGCAGUGGAUAAAGGACUUCCAGCCAUGGCUAAUUUGCAGUCCUUGUCCCUAGUGAGGCUGUUUAAAAUAAGGCACAUGAUACAAAACUGUGAAAAACAUAAAAACUAACAUUAUAGCCAACACAGACAAGGAAUCACACAUUUGAAUAAAAACCAACAGCAAAGCAGACAUUAAACAAUCACUUAUAUAUAUAAAAAAAAUUAACAAUAAACGUGAAAACAUAAAUAGGUAGCGCCACCUAUAUGUGUGAGAGCGAACAGUAGAGCAAACAUGAAGAAUAAGUACGUGAGUGUUUACACAUUUGCCUUCUUUUUAGCCUUAGUUUAAUAAUUAAAGCUUCGGGGUCAGUUCAUGUUUUUAUUUCUGAUGGCAGGAAUUUCCAAAUCUGUGGACCUUUAGUUGCAAAAGAAGACUGGCAAAAGGCUGUCUUGUGCUUUGCUGGUUUAUUGUCUCCACCAACUGCAGCUCUUGUAGUAGCUCCAUUACUUGAGUAUUUUUCAAUUAUUUCACCAACCAAGGCCCAAUAAAUAAUACUUUUGGAGACUUUUGCAAUGGUGCCAUUUUUUUAAACAUUUUUUUUUUUUUUGGCUUUUGAUCCAAGGUUUUAGAGUUUGUUUAAUGACAGCAUGGGCUUCAUGACUAAAUGGAUGACCUGGCCUCAGACAGUGAGACAAUAUGAAAAGUGUGAUAAAAUCAUAGAGUGCAUGUAUAACUGGGCAGCCUUUACAAUCAUGUUAUUCGAAAACAGUUCAGAUUAGUCUUAAUUGUUUGUUAUACUUUCUUGAUACAUGCUUCAUAUUUUAACUGGGAAUCCAAAACUACACCUAGAUAUUUAAUUGUUUACUUUCUGUAUUUCCGAACAAUAGUUAUCUCAGAAUCAUUACGUGGUUAAUGCCUAAUAGAAAAACAUGGUUGGUUGCAUGCAGCAACAGUGUCCUUAUUAUCCUACUUCUGAGUCAAAUGAACAUUAGACUUAGCAUUUUCACACACAUCAAAACCUCAAAUAAGCCAUUGUAUGAUUGUAAAACAUCUCAUUAAACUUAAGAUUUUUUUUUACUGUUAAAUCUAAACAGAAGUUCAAGAUACAGAAAAAUGCUGUAGCAUAAAGUCAUCUUCCCUUUAACUUUUUUCACUUACAACACUCAAUUCCAUAACACUACCAAAGCCCACAUGGUGCUGUGGUUACUUUGUUUCUGAUUUCUUCAAUUUGACUUUUUCCUUUUUCCCUCAGCUUCUUGUGUCUGGUCAGCCCCAAAACACAAAUUUAAAGUUUAGUGCUUCCCAAAUAAAUUAAGAAAUAAUAAAAACAUCAUCUAUACUUUUAAUAACACUGUUGGAAACUUGUAUGAAAGCCACACUGUCAGCAGAAAGAGAUGAAAUCAUAAAGUUUAUGAGUCUGCCUGACUCCUUUUUUCCCAUUUGAUUUUAUCUGGAAACAUUGCUCUUGCUAUUCAGAAUUAAUUAUCAUUGUUUCGGUGCUUUAACCAAUCAAAAACAAAUGUAUACUACAGCAAGCUUUGGAGCUUCCAAUUUUGUAAAGCCUAUAUCAUCUACCAUAUUUACAGCAUGGUAAACAAGGAUUUAUGAACAUUAAAGAACAGGGUAGUGUUUGCUUUCCUGUUAAUUUUCCCAAAUUGGGCUGAAAUGCAAACAAACACUCCAAGCAGUACGAUUUUUUUUCUUAUUUACUCUGACAAACACACCUGCCAAUCUGCCUCCAGUCUUGCCAGAUAUUAUCUCAGUCGCACACAUGUAGAGCUUCUUAAACCUCCUCUUAUGACAUGCCAUCAGACCAACUCAGGUUGCCAGACAGCAGUUGGCUCCUCCUAGCAUUGAUUACCAGAGUCUUUGGAGUUCAACAGUGGAAUUAAGGCAGCACAGACGAGCUGAAUGAUAGCGGUGUGGAGUGCGUACGCUCAUUAUUUCAGGCUUUUCACGUUCCUUCUCUGAGACCAGGUAUUUCCAUGUACUGAUUAAAGGUGAGAUGAGCAUGUUUAACGUGGUGUCUUGUCAAGCGGGGCUGUGCUCGGCUCUGCAUGCCCUCAGCACCUCUCUAGCUCCUCUCUUGAAGUGUAAAUGGGCUCACACUGCUCCCUCCUCCUCCUCCUCCUCCUCCUCCUUCUUUUUUUCCCCCUUCUCCUUUCCCCUGCCAGUCACUGACAAAGAGAUGAGACCAUCAUUGAAUGCACACUAUAGCAGCAUAAAAAGCCAGGCAAAGAAACCGCAUCUCGCUCAGAAAAAAUCUCUCCUCCGCAGCAGGUUCGAAAAGUUAUGCGGUUGGAUUUUUUUUUUUUAAAUCAAAACACAGGGUGACUUGGCCAACCUUUACUUGACCUGAUGGUUGAAACCUGUGGCUCUCCACCGCAGGAUCAUCUGAAAUACUUGAGAUUCUCUGUGGUCAGAUGGGCAGACAACAUGUGUUCACAAGAUGAGACUCAAGCAGAGUAAUUCAGUUUCAGAGUUGGGAUUCAAUCACCCGCACAAUGUUCAGAGCACCACUGAACAGCGGAGGCACUUCAGAGCAGGUCAAAAAAAGGUGAAAACCGGUGACUCUGGGAUAAAAAGCUGAACACAUGUGAGUAGGCACACAGGGACAUGUACUUCUGGUAGCAAGGUUGAUCUAAAUAUACAGAAGAACACUUGUAUUAAAUGUAAAUGUCCAUAGUAUGGCAGCAGGGGUUCAGUCAGGGGCUCUGAUUUAUUUUUCAGGAUUUCAUUUUGAGGGCUUGGCUUGAAAGCUUUUGAAAAGUUGCCCAUCGUGACCUUCAUGUUUUCCUCAUAAGGAAGCUGAAUAGAAAACUGUAGCUGAAUGGGGAAAAAUAUUCUAUGCUUCGAGAUAAAAGAUCGAACCUUCUUGAAAAGUGUCCUUGAACUCAUCAAUUCUCCAUUUUUGAAUAGCAUUCAGAAAGAGAUGGAAAGUUGCAGCGGCCAAAAAAAGGGGGAAUGUCUUCUCACAUAAUAACAGAGCGUGUUUAAUUCAUUGAAUUAACCUUAUGUUUUUAAGAGUUCUCUCAGGUGCUGCAUUUAUCUGAUUCUCAGUCUGAGCCUUCAGCAUUUUUUUAUAUUAUUCCCACGCCUGGAAGGUGUGGGAAAGAUGAAACAGCAGGUGAAAAGGGUGUAAAACUCAUCAUUUGUUGCAUCAGCCUUACGUUACUCCUUGUCUAGUGCUAAUGUUCUAGGCUAAUAAGAAGUCAGAGGUGGAAUAAUAUCACAUUACUUAAAUAUAUUGAGACAGAGCAGAUAUGGUUAUGGCUAAAGAGAUGAUAAUAUCAAGCAUGGCUCUGGAAACAUGUUUCUUACAGUAUGCUUGUCUUAAAUUUCACAGGAAAGGAACUUCAGCGGUAAAUAAUGGUUCAAAAAAAUGAAAACAAAAACAAUAUAGUCUUGAAGAACAAAGUCUAGCAAAGAAAAUUUCAAUAAACAUGAAUAGUAACACCUGUAAAUACAAGUAUAGCAGAAUUAAAGAUAGGAUAUAGCCUUUAAAAUAUUUUAGCUGUCUUUAAAAAUACUCCCACUUCCUUGCAGUUUAUACAAUGUCACAUGAAAAGAAUUCAGCACUGUCAAAGAAAGAGAAAUACUUAAGUCUCAAACUUUGACAGCAAAGUUGAAGCUCUGCUGGAGGGAAUUAAUGGCAAACUCCCUGCUGUUGGUGCUUCAACCUGCAGGCCUGUGAAUUCCUGUACCGCAGCACAACCACACAGUGUAUUAUUCUUGCUCCAAGUUGAGUUACUGCGGUGAAUUGUGUUCUCCGCUCACCUCCUGUCACACCACCUUGGUUGGUAGAAAGAAAUGGACGGUGCAUUUUGCCAGGGACUGAUGGUGUCUUUGCCCUCACAGAUGGUCAUUGAAUGGGACUCUCAUAAAUCUGGGCCUGGAUCGCCGGCGGCGUCUGUCUGGGGGCAACCUCAUUAUAAGCAGUCUGGACCGCUACCAGGAUGUAGGGAUGUACCAGUGUAUGGCGUUCAACACUGUAGGAGCGAUCCUCAGCAGGAGAGCCAGUCUCCAGUUUGCCUGUAAGUUGAAAUCAGUGUUUGUCACUUUUCACUAAGAAAUGGAACAGAAGUGUAGCUGCACUUAGCAAAUAAUGCAGACGCACUCUAAACUGGGUGGGCAUUUUUUGCAAUAUUUAUCAGAGUGCUGUAACAUUGUUUUGAAGCUACAUUAAAUGUUGAAAUAACAUGGGAGCAGUCUGAGUGUGAGGACUGUUCUUUACUUGUGAUCACACAUGCAAACUAAGAAUGACUUCUUAGCUCCAUCAAAAGUCAUUUUGUCCUUUAUUGGAUGUUCUCAAGGGAAAAGUAGUCUGUCAUGCUGCUUAAAAGCUUAUAAAGAAUAUGUGAGGAAGGCCUGAUGCCUGAGGAAUGUGGUGUUUACUUUAAUAUGCUGCUACUGCCAUAAGACAAGAACCAAAGAGUAAUGCCAAUGAAUAAAAGAAUAAGUGAAAACAUUGCUGUAUAUUACAUCUGCAGUGAUGUUGUGAAUGAAAGAAUGUUUUCUUAAGAGAACACAUCCUCAACGGUGAAACCUGCAAGCAUCUCAAAUGAAAAAAAAAAAAAAAAAACUCCAUUUAUGUGCUUUUCAUUAAGACUUCUUUUCAUGCACAUCACAACAAAAUGUUUUUUUCACACCUUCUCCUGGUGGCAUCUGGCUAUGCAGAUAUUUUUGGUUUUAUUUGACAAGCUUUUAAGAUAUGCACUGCCAAGAAAACGGAACAAUGACAUUUAAAGAGAAAACUCAGUACAAAUAAGCUUUUGCAGAAAUAAUGGUCUGGUUACACUCCUCAAUUUGCACACUUGUGUGUGCAAGAAAAAGGAAUGGCCCUAGUUUAAUGCAGUUUAGCCUUAAAUUGACCCCCAAAACAACCUCAUCUUACUGCUGUUAUUAGUGUUGAAUGUAUUUCUUUGCAAUUUUACUUCCCAUUCCUGAGUGGUAGGGUUGUGUUGACACUAGAAUUCACACUCAAAUUCAAUAAUGCCCAGGCACAAAAGCUUACUCUGCAGUACUCUGCAGUGCUGGUUAAAAAAAAAGGCACCGCAAACUAGGGAUGCAUGGAAAUGAAAAUUCUUGUCUCAAACCAAAAAUAAGGAAACCAAGGCGGAAAACAAAUGAUUAAUGCCAAUUAUGAGUACCAUUGUAAUUAUGGCUAUGACGGUGUACUAGCCUCACUAAAAUCAAGGUAUUGCAAUUGCAUGAUUUUAUAUUAAAUUAAUAUUAUUAAAUUAAUAUUAAUUCAUGCAAUUGCAAUGUGAGUUUUGACUUCUUAAGUCAGUGUGUUGCUGCAUGUUCUGUAUACAUCUUUAGAUGGCGCACGCGAGUGAGGGGCAAAAACAACUGUUAAAGCUUUAAGAGAAGUGUUGUGAGCAGUAGAGCCGCAGCUAGAAAAAGAAGUAGCGACAUUAGCCUGCGUCGCCAUGUUUAUUUCUGUUUAAGUUAGGGUUAAAGGUGAACCCCUAGCAUCCGCUUGUAUAUUCGGCUGCAACAUCUUCCACAGAUCGACGCCACAUAAAUUGAACCUGAUGUGAGGAAACUCUUUGCAGAUGUACCUCCUCUUGAAAUUCAAGCAUUACAUGCUUCAUUAACCGCUAUCCGUGGCUGUCACUUACAGUAAAAUAUGUCUACACCGCAGACGUACUGGCCCUUAUCAAGACAAACACAUGGGGACUGCGGUUCAUGCUUGCGUCAUCACGUCAUCUCUUUCGGCUGGGUUGUUUCGGUUUCUUUCAACCAAAUUUCCAGUGGCCGAAUUUUCUCUGCAUUUCUAUUGCAAACCGAUGACGACAUUUGCCGUAACACCGAAGGCAAAUGUAUCAUUCUUAUGAUUGCCUUAAAAAUGAAUAUUGAAGCCUAAAUACAGAAAUAUCUCCUCAUCAGAGAUCUUUUCCUUUACCUGUAUUUUUCAUUAUUCUCAAAGGUUUACUGUGUCUUUGGGCAUCAGCCAUCAAUACUUAAUAGAAAUGUUGACAUUUCUAUUGUCUCUGUAAGCCGUCCUGACAUAUGUUCGAUUUGGGUGAAGUUAAUUUUUGAGAUAAGUCUAAUAAAUACUCCACCAUGACUUCUUUACACCAGGUAUAAGAAGCCCUAAGCUAACAUGCAUCCACACAUUUAUUUCAUUCUGUUUUCUUGUGGUAUAUAUGAAUCUUUUCAGUUGGUUUCUCAAGAUCUUGACCUGGUGUUAAAUAAGUGUGACUAAUAUUCAUGAAGUUACAAAAGCAAACAAACAACAAUUAGGCUUAACUUCCUCUCAAGUGUGUGCAGUGGCAGCGUUGUGUGAUGUGGCCUGGCCCACUACAGGGGCAAACGUGUUGUAUUCUAUUGUUUUCUCAGCAGAUUAUCUAUUAGAAUGACAAAACAAGCUUUGUUUUCUUGAGAAUUAGAUAGAUUAGUAUGUUUUAAUGAAACAGCUCUAUUGUUCCAGUAUGACAAGAAAAUCAUGUUAAGAUCUUGAGAAAACAACUAACCCUCCCCCCACACACGCACACACACACACACACACACACACACACACACACACACACACACACACACACACACACACACACACACACACACACACACACAGACACAGUAGACUUCAUAGGUGCAGUUCUGCUUAGGGCUUCUAUGCAUGGCAGCUGAAUCCACUAUGAUUGAUCUGUAUUGAUACUGGGUGUUAAAUAUCUAAGGACUUUAUUUAACUGAGUUAAAUCCUGUCAUAAAACUGCACUGGCUAAAUUUACAGAUCAUCUAUUUGAUAUGCAUUCACAGCUUUGAGAACUGACAGGGGCAUCUGAGCUUAGGUUGUAUGACUUUGACCAACUUAACCCUUACAUACUGUUCGAAUCCUGUAUCCUCACCGUAUGCUCUGGGUCAAAAUUGCCCAUGUAGCAAGUAUUUUCACCUAAGUUCUGACCCCAAAGUUUUUUAUAAUGUUUAAAUGACCUAUGCUACUUCAAAAAAUGUUGAUUUGUCCUUCCUAAAUGUUCCAAAGAGCAGGGAAAGUGUAUUUUUUAAGUUUGAACACCACUCGUUUUUGGUGAAAUAUAUAUUUUGGAGAAGAAUAUCUAUUACACAGGAUAAUGUCAUGUCAUAUUAUGUAAGAAAUAAAAGAAUAUAAAAGUCAUAAUGAUAAAAUUUGAUAUUUUUUUUUAACUACAAACCUUAUACUGAACACUGUUCUUACUGCUUGUCACUUGUCCCACACUGGUAGAUCUAAAAUAAAUCUAUAUAGAUGCGGGUCAAAUUCGACCUGUAACAGCCCCAUAGGGGGAAAAUGUGUAGCACAUAUACAAAAAUACACAUGAAUAUUUUUAAAUUAAUUUCAUGUAUUUUGGGCCACUUCAGAAAAAUUUAUCAUGUUUCAGGCUCAAAGAAUGACGUUUAGGGUAUUUUCUACUGCUGUUAAAAGUCAAAACGGGUCAAAUUGGACCCGAACAGUCUGUAAGGGUUAAAUGAUUUCAAAUCACACUUUUUCCUCUGUAUUUCUUAGACAUAUACACAACUAUUUAGAACCUGCUCAAACCAACAUUUUUUUCCCAUGCCUUAAUGUUUAUACUUAACUUCUCAUGUGGGCUGUGAAUUCAGAUUUCUUCACUGUAUCCUGACACUAGCAAAACCCAGUAAUAGUAUGUGCGUGGUUUCUUUCUCUCUCCCUGUCUCUCUGGCUCUCGAGGCGGAAGUGCAAUUCUCAUGGCAGCUUUCAAUAGGCUUGUGUCAGUGUCUUGCUCAAAGCUUUUUCCUCAGCUCUGCUUCACUCUGAUAUAUGAGAUCCUGUAGUGAUCUUUUUUCGUUUCUUUUCCCUCAUCAGACUUGGAUCAUUUCAAAGUCCAUACCAGAAGCGCAGUAUCAGUGCGAGAGGGGCAGGGAGUGGUGUUACUUUGUGGAACGCCCACUUCCUCAGGAGGUAAACUCUCUGGCCUUCAUCUUUAGUGUUUCACAGGAUUAAAGUAUAAUCUUGACACGGAUGAUUAGCCUUUUUUAAUCGCAUUUAAUUCACUAAUCACAUUAAGUAUCUCGUCUUGUGGUAUCCACGAUAAGCUCAAAUGCGUUCUUGGUUGUCUUCCAGAUCUUACUUAUGCAUGGGUCUUCAACGAGUACCCAUACUUUGUUCAACAAGACAAUCGUCGCUUCGUCUCCCAGCAGACGGGAAACCUUUACAUAGCUAAGGUGGAGCCCUCAGAUGUGGGUAACUACACCUGUGUGGUGAUGAACAGCAUCACAAAGGGCAAAGUUCAGAGCUCGCCCACGUCUCUGAUCCUCCGGACAGAUGGUAAGACGCAGCUUAUGGCCACGAUGUGACAAGCAUGCCUUUCAGCCAUGUAUUAGGGACCUUUCCUUUCAAGGUGGCUUUAAUCAUCAUAGUAGCGUGAGUGCUCUUUGUUGUGUCGUGCCUUGCUGUCAUUGAGUCACUGAGUGCUAAUGCCUGUAAGUAAAUAAAUGCUCUUCAAUGUAGGCCAGCAAACAAAGCAACCAAAUCUCUCUUUUGCUGACUUAGCUUUCUCAUAAUUCGCAUUCCCCUUUAAAAGCUCUCCCUGUGCGCCGUACACAUGAAGUCUCAGGCUCAGGUCCUCGGCAGUCUGUUGUUCUAUUCUCUGUUAUGCUUUCAUAGAAAGACUGAAUAAAGAUUGCCUCUGGAAUGAAUAAAACAUAAGCCAUACGUCAUUGGACCAUUACAUUGAGUGUUCCGGUGGCUCAACCAGUUAGUUUCCACUCAGUGUACUGUACAUGUAGCUGCAUAAAUUUAAAUCCCAUCUCAUCGCUCUCUGAUCCUGGUCUCGACUGUCUCCCAUGAAUACUGAUAUUAACAAUAAAACAGUGGAGUUUGGGUACUGCCCGCUCAAGCUUUGAAAUAAUAGAUAAACAACCAGGCUGGCUUGAAAAACAUGGUUUUGAAUACACUGCACUCAUUCCACCAAGAGGAGGCUGAAAUUAUUCCUUGUGGGUAUUCCACUGCACUCUGGUGACUGCACACUUAACUGAUGAACGACCGUGUUGGUUUCCCCAUGGGGGAAUGUUUGCUCACGUGUCUUUUAUUUCCCUGUGUAAGUUUUUGCAGUUUUAUUGUUUGGUCCAUAAUGCAAGCCAUAUUGCUUGUAAGUCAUGAAUAAUGUAGGUCUGAGCAAGUUUUCUUGUGCCUGCCUCUUCAUAGGAGUGAUGGGUGAAUACGAGCCGAAAAUAGAAGUUAAUUUCCCAGACAAUGUACCAGCCGCAAAAGGAUCAACAGUUACGCUGGAGUGUUUCGCCCUUGGGAAGUAAGCUGGAUUCUGUCAAGCAUGUUUUCAAUCUUCUGCUGUCUUUCUCUCCAGAUGAGGAACCCCUGGAUCCCUGUGUAUUAAAGUUAAUGGGGCAAUUAUAUUUCUCAAAGUGCAGCAUCAAGCUGGGAUUGGUCUGAAAACCAUCUCAGAUGGCUUUUUUGUUGCGGGAUUGAGUUAACUUAAAACCUUUCAUCCACAAAAAAAUAAGGAAAGAAAUAAAAAACACGACACUGAAUAGACUUUAAGCUCUGUGGCUCACUUUAUUGCAGGGUUAUUACAGAAAACCUGUGUGACAAUCGUAAAACUUCAAAAGGAUGUGGAUGUGAAUCUACUCUGAGGCUUAACUCUACCUUUUUUUUGCUCAGCCCUGUCCCAGAGAUCACCUGGAAGAGAGCUAACGGCGUUCCCUUCCCCAGCAAAGUCAAAAUGAAGUACUCUAAUGCUGUGCUGGAGAUCCCGAGCUUCCAGCAGGAUGACACGGGGGGAUACGAGUGUGUGGCUGAGAACAAGAUGGGCAAGAACACGGCCACGGGGAGACUGGCUUUCUAUGGUAGGCUACUUAUAUUUCGUUUUGACUCGCUAAAACAACACAGUGACAUGAAGUAAUUGUAAAACUACAAACUCUGUAAGAUUUCUGCUAUGGUGAAUUAGGCCUGGUUUAGGUUAUGGGUCUUAUGGGUGGUUUACGCGUCUCCCAACAUUUCUGAGGAGAAAUCUGGACAGGCUUUUUGUCCGUGAUAAAACUGGCCCAGGUUACCUCGUAAUCUUGGACAGUUGGAAGUAACUUCAAGUUUUUGUUCACAAUACUUUUUUAAAAAUCCAGCAUGAGUUUUAUGUAUUUUGGGAUGUAUUUACUCCACAAUCAGAUGUUGCUUUCAUGGAAAUGCACCAUUUUACUCCAUUUACCUUUAGAUAUUGAUGUUAACAGACCAUUGCUAAAUAUAUGUCAGCAAAAGAAAAUAAAGGAUUAGUUUUAGGGUUGAAGACAUUUGCAAGAGUCACAACUUCAGUGCAAAAGCAAAAAAAAAAACUAAUCACAGUUGGAUUAUUCACUUCAACUUUUUGGCUUUUGAGAGUCUGCAUACAAAAAUCCUAAUAAAACUUUUGGCCUGUAGUGUAGGUCUAAGCGUAAAACCCCAGGAAAGGCUUGCAGGUUCCCCCUGACCAUCCCUAAUAAUGUCACAUAUUUUUUCAUAUUCUGGAUUUCAGAUAUGUAAAAGUCCCACUCUGAUAAUUUGUUUUACAACUUAAAGUGUUAUCAGUGGUAUUUUAAUUGUGAUUAUGAAGUUUUUAGCCAAAAUCAUGUUACCUGUGUCAUUUUCAAGGGCUUUUCUUCUGCAGAGCUCCAGUAGCUCAUUAGCAAUUCGCCUCUGAGUCGUGGGCAGAGACAGCGCUGCUCUGCACACUCCUCUUCAUGCUAGCUUGCAGCCAGUGUGGUAGAAGUAGCAGGUAACACAGGAGCUAUUCAACUCUUGGACACGUAUGUCUUUGUAGACAUGUUGAAAGUUAAUAUCAUAAUUUGUUUCUUAUGAGCAUUGCAAUCUGCUAACACACACUCUUGUUCUGCAAUCAUCCUCUUUACUUCUCAGAAUCUGGACUGCAUAGCAGGGCUCUGGGAGCAGAGCUUGGAAUUGUGACGUAGAAAAUCUCUCUGUAUCUGAUCCUGCUGUUUGGGUCUGCCAGAGAUUCACAGCGAUUUGAAUGCAGAAAUACUCAGAAAUGCAACUUCGCACUUAUUUUCCUCAUGAUAUGUCCUGUAGCAUCAGAAAAAUGCCACAUGAAGACGUAGACAAGAAGAAAAACAUGAUUUUCAUCAGAGUGGGUCUUUAACUGAAUUUCAAACAUAUCUGUUUCUUUGGUUCUGAUUUUGAUGGCUACUAACUACUAAGUCUCAAGAAAUGCUCUGAACAUCAAAAUAACAUUUAACUUUUAAAACCAGGAUUCCCUUAAAUUUCGAAAAGUCUGAUUUUGUGAUACUUCAUGACACUUUCAGCUUCGAUAUCAUGUACAUAUUUUCACUGUUAUAUACGAAUUCACUGUUCAAACAGCUGGUGAAAACUUGUUCUGGUUUCCAUGACAUACAAUAACAAUACAAUAAAAAAAUUAUGUUUUUAGCCAGAGUUAGAAUUUCUGCUCUGUAUUUAAAUCUGGAUUAUUAUGCCAAUGAGAGACUACUACAAGGAGACAUAGCAGGUAACAGUGUUUCCAAGCAACAGAAAACAUAAUUGAAAAGCGUUAUGUAUGGUGAGCAGGCAGCCACCAACUAAAGCUUUAAACAAGAUUACACCAAAAAAGAUUUUUUAGAUGAUUUGAUUGAUUUCUCAAUGAAUUGAAAACCCACUUUAAUACAAUAGCUCACAAUCUACCACUGAUUAAAAUCCCGUUUCUGACCUCCAGUUUUUGCUGAGAAUCACCCCAGCUGAGUGUACUACAUCUCCCCUUUUCUCAUCCAGGCUUGUAAAACCUCCUGCUUUGAUUUUUCAUCAUUCCACUGGCAUAACCACAGCAGUUUGUAGUCAAUUGUUUAGAUCUGCUUCCUGUGUGAUCGUGUGAGAAAACAGAUGAGAACGUGUUAGGUGGCAGGUUUCUCCUUUUUAGUCUAAAAUAUCUCACAAUGAGUGAUAUAAGCAUAUUUGAAUAUCCAUGAAGUUUCUCCUCAUGCUCAUGAAGUCAUCCUUUCUGUGAAUAGGUUAAAAUUUGAGCCCCCUGUUUUGGGCAUGUAUUCCACUUAGUCCUUUUCACAUGUGGCUUCAACAAUUGGUCCAAGUAUCAAAGAAAAAAUUCAAUACGAUCACCGCUGUAUAUGCACAGACAGAGGGAAAGUCAUUACUUUUUCCUCGGAUAAUAAGCACUGUUGGUUUUAAUCUUACCGCAGUUAUUACAUUUUUAGGCUCUUGGCUUACCUCAGCUGUGAAUGUUUGCACGAAAGAGGCAAAAUGACACCUGUGAAAUCGGAGGUGACAGUAUGUACAGUGCCUGUGAAGUGAGCUGUGCUUAGAAUAACACUCUUCCCAUUAAAAUUCCUGAAAAGCUGUAAAUAUGUGAGAGUUAAGAUGCAAGGAGUUGUGGAAAACAGACAGGGGUGAUGUUUUUUUACACAGAAUUAUUGUGACAGGUUUUGGGGGUGAGUAGUUAAGUUGGGUGCAUGUCCCCCGCCCUGUCAGGAGAGCUUCCUGCUUUGUGGUGCAGUGUUUGGUGCUAAUCAUGAGUUGCCACAGGGUGUUAAGUGAGUAAGUAUAAGUGAUGAAACUGAGUGAUAGCCUACAUCCCCUCCUCUCUAAAGACAAACCCAUUCUCAAAGUGAUUCCACUUAUUUGAGCUGUCAAUCUCUGUGCUUCUUUCCCUUUGAACUAUUUCAGAUGCAGCAUAUUUAAUUUGAUAUUUAUGCUCAUUCUUCCUCUGAUAUUUUACUGGAGUGGGUUUCUGUUCCCUCAGCCAAGCCUCAGUGGAUCCAGACCAUGAAGGACACAGCUCUGGCCAUAGAGGAGAGACUGCACUGGGAGUGCCGGGCCAAUGGGAAGCCCAAACCCUCCUACACGUGGCUGAAGAACGGCCAACAGCUACUCUCAGAGGUAAAUUACUGCCACCUCUCGAUGUUUCAUUUUAAAGACUUAAUCUUCAGCUCCAGCUCAUCCUUUCAUUUCAGCGAGCCGGGCGCCAGGCACUCGGCUGUUUUUUUUCCAAGAGCAAUUCAGAGUGAGAUGAGAGGAGAGUGUAAACAUCUUGCCGAGGUGUGCCAGUGAUGAGACAUGGAUGUAACUGUCUCUACCUUGGCAGAUUACACAGUCUUAGAGAGUGGAUCAGUGUAGUCCCUGGGAGAUUGCUCCAUUUCAUCUGAAUGGAGUCAGUGGUUGUUUUUCAUUAUUCAUGGUGCAUGUUUAAGCUCCUCCAGAUUUAGGGACAAUGGGCUUAAUCUCCUGUGAAAUAUACUGUAUAUAGCAGCGCACCUCACUGCAGACCACCGGAGAAUUUCAUGUAGUCUUGAGCGUUUGGAGAUCUGUAGCUUUAAAAUUGACUUGACUUUAACAUGUGGCUUAGAUUUUUUUCUCUGUUGCACUUAAUAACACUCAAGGUGUGCCUUCUUCUUUUGAAUGAGACUGAAUAUAAUAUUGGAGAGGCAUUUCUUAAUACCAGUCUUUGAUUGAACUGUAUAUAUCCUAUCAUAUAUCAGUUAGUGGUAUUUGUACCCUGUGAGGUGUCAUCAUUAUUCUUAUUGAAGUAUCACCGUUUUUGGCUCAGACUCACAGUUUGUAGCUCAAGAUAACCAGCCUGCCAAUGGAUGUAAGAGCUUAAUCCUAUUGAGGCAAAACAGAGAGGACAUGAGAAUGGGCUGAAUGUAAUGUUAGGUUGCCAAAGCAAUCGAACCUCCGAUUCAAUCUGGUAAAUUGUUUUAAUUGCUAAUGUCUUGAUUGCGUAAGAAUAACUAUUCAUUUUUUAUUGUUAUUAUUAUUUUAACCUUUAUUCAACCAGGUUUGUCCCAUUGAGAUCCAAGAUCUCUUUUGCAAGAAAGGCCUGGCUAAGAAUGGCAGCACAAACAGUUUCAAUACGUAAUCACAUUUAUCAUAUAGAAUACACAUUUAUCCACGCAGACGCAAUAAACAGUUGAAGUUUUCACUGCAGGAUCAUGAGGAUGUUGGUGCUUUGGUGGUGGCGACAUAAAUAAAAAUCUCAGAAAAAUAAAACCUUACUUCCAAACACCCCAUGCCUUUCCUUGAGCUCUGCAUGUCAGCACCUCUGUCUGAUCGCACUUGAAGCAGUUUAUGGUUCAUAUUCAUGUUAUUCCUCCUGUCUAGAUCCUUGCUGAUGUUGUACUUACUCUCAGAUUCAUAUCACCUUGGAAAAAAAAUGUCUGCUAAAUGAAAUGGUCACAUUUGAGCCUUGAAAACAUCUAAAAGGAUAUCGUAUUAACCACCUGGCAGGCUGAAGCACCUUAAUGCUCAUGAUGGUGAGAACAAGACUGUAAUUAAAACACAACCUGUUUUUCGCUCUGACUGGUUCAUUCCCUACAAUGUAACCCAGAUUUGAUCUGCACCCAUUGACAAUGCCUCCAACUCAAUCCAAUGCUUACUGAGCCUUGACAGAACACGCUGAGCAAAGCAAAAGCAACCUUUAAGUCUCAAGCAAUAAUUGCUUUCUUUUAUCCUCUUCUUCACAGGACAGAAUCCAUGUGGAGGACGGAGUCCUGUCAGUUUCAGUGCUGACACUGUCUGACGCCGGCAUGUACCAGUGUGUGGCGGAGAAUAAACACGGUGUUAUAUAUUUCGCUGCUGAACUAAUGGUUUUAGGUAGGCUGGCAUUUAUCUGUCCCCUAAAUCCUCCAAUCAUCAUCGCCAAAGAACCUUAAAGGUCAACUUACUGUCAUUCUUAAAGGUUGUCUGGAUUAGCAGAUAAUGGGGUCAGUGAGGAGGUUUUUGUGGGGUCAAACACAUUUAAAAAAUAUGUCUCCCUUCUCGAUAUACAGAUUCAUUUUGAUGUUAUGUGGAGCAUGUUGUGAAUGUUAAAGAACGUAAAAUGUGAAAUAUUUGUGGUCAUAAAUCCUGUGUGCACACAAAAAUGGGAAAGUUAUCAUAAAAACUGAUCAGAUUUUAAAUUUAUUCAUAUUCCCAUUACAAAUGUUAAACCUGUCUGCCUCUGUUACUUUUCACUUUCAUGCUUUUGACAGAUCAAACUGAAACAUGCUGCAAACGCCCUGUGAGAUUUGCUGCAGUCUUGUACUAAAGUCAGUUUACUGUUUCCCAUCAGCCUCUCCUCCAGACUUCACAGGGAACGUCCUCAGAGCUUUGCUCAAAGCCAAGGCAGGAACUACAGUGACUUUAGAGUGUAAACCCCAGGCCUAUCCCAUCGCCAGCAUCUUAUGGAAAAAAGGAAACCUGCCAAUCCACACCAAUGACAGGUGAGCACUCUUGUGUUUUGGUGUGUGUGUGUAUUGACACAGCUUGGAGGAUAAACAUAGCCUGGGCUGGUGACUGUUCAAAGUAGAAAUGUAUGCAAAUAACCCAAUCAGUAUUUAUUCUGUGCAGAUAUCAGAGUAGGUGCAUUUUUCAUCAUUUUCAAGCUCUAUUUGGUCGUACUGAUCAAAACUCUGCUCACACACACUCACUGCUUGAUUUACAUGAUCAUGCAGAACACCGACACAUAAACAAAUCCAGAGUUAGAGUUUAUCGAAUGAUAAAUGAAUCUUUGUUCUCACAAAGUCGUGGUUAAAUGCUCUCUGUUUGUACUCUGCCAUAGGAUCACGCUUUCCCCAGAUGGAACACUGAGGCUUGCCAAUGUGAGCAAGUCGGACGCGGGCAGCUAUACGUGUUUCGCCAGGAAUAGAUUUGGCAUGUCGAGUACAACUGGAAGGCUCCUUGUAACUGGUAAGCCCUGCUGUCAAAUAGCAGUAUGUUUUGCCUUCUCAUUUAGUAAGCAGAAUUCGUUGCUGGGUAUGGAUUAAAGCAGGAGAGAGGUGCUGUACCAAGAGACCCUGAGUCAAUAACUGGUGGGUAGAAAGAAAACAUCAACAAACUUUAGGUUUGGCUCUGAGGAGGUGAUGAAAACCUCGGGAAUAUGCUCUCCUCCAGGGCUCAAAUUAAACUCUCUACGUAAUUGAAUAGCAUUAAGAAAUGUUCAUAUUUAUGAUGCUCAUGUCCACGAUUUACAUCCAAACUUCAUUAUUGUAAUGUGUUGGACAGGUUGCAAUUGUAACCAGUGCAACCGCAAAGUAAAAGACAUUCUCUCCUGAGUUUCAUUUCAUUGAAUUGUUUUGUCUGGCUGCAUUUCACAGCGGCUGCAAUAAUGCACUUGGAAGGUGUUUGAGGGAAAUAGUUGAUCAUUGUUUUCCUCAAAGCAGUUGAAAACAACCAAUUUGGUGCAACAAAUAAAAGUGCCAUGAGUGGAAGCAAUGAAGGUGUUACAGAUGCUGUUAUCCUGUGCGAAUGGUGCAUGUUCUCUUAUUGCUUUUAUUAAUCUGCUGAGUCCUAUUGUCUGCCGCUGUAAAUGCAGAGGCCAGUCAUUUUUUAAAUGACCGGUGUUUUCCAAGGCUGUAAUGCAGUCAGCAACACAGAGCAAUGAGCCAGGCAUUGAUUAUUACAAGCUCAAGAGCUGUGGAGACACUAUUUAUAUGUGGCUUUUUUAUCCCUUGACUUCCCAUGUAGGGUUAAGUGUUUAAACAAAUACCUUUUUUUGUCCGAUCUCCUUUAUUUGAUUCUAGCGGAAAGAUUUUCUCUGUAUUUUGAGCAGGGCAGACUUGCGUUAUUUUAACUUUUCAGCCAGUGUAAUGGGGCAUGUCACAGAGGCAAGCUACAUGUUAUCAAAUUAGUCAACUAAAUCCCCUUUCACAAACGCACUGCACCCUCAAAAACUGCCCGUCAGUAAGACUGCACACCUGAACAGCUUUUUGUUUUCCUUGUUUUCUGAUCGUCUCGGGUUAAAGUCUGCAAUAUGUCAGAAUGAGUGUGUCUGGAUGCACAUGGUGGGGAAUUUCCACUGCUAACAAGUGCUUUGAGUGAUAAAGUCAUUCAUACUGAGUGGAGUUUCUCUGCGAAAUCCUCCUCUUGACUUAGUUGUCAGCAUGUUGUCUGUUUUUUUCUGACUGAAGCAUUUGUCUUGUUUUGAGCUUCUCAUACAUGUUGUCGUGAUAUUUACACAGGAACAUGCACCGUUACAUGAGCACUUUUUAGCCUCCCCCUUUCACCUGAACCGAAAGGAAUAUUCCCAGUUGUGAGAGGGGGCAUUCUAGUGAGAAAAUCUCCAGCUGUGAGACACGUGUAAAUGACAAAGUCCUGGAAAUUUCAGAGCCCGAAUAUCCUGAAAUUAUCUAGAAAUGUCAGGAGUGCAGAUGUGAAAGGGUUGAGAUUCCCUCUUGGCAAGCCUCUAUAGAAAUGCUUUGAUGAUUUGGUCUUUUACAGAGCUGCUAUUCCAGAAAAUCCACAAGACACCACUCAUAAUUUUUGCAUGAGAUGUCUCAUGUUCUGUAUGAGAUUGGCAGCUGUCCCGGCUGAAAUGACUUCAUCUUCCUUUUUUUCUGUCUUUUCUGGGGCAGAUCCAACCAGAAUCAUCCAGGGGCCAGUGGACAUGGAGAUCAUUGUGGGCGAGAGCAUCGUGUUACCCUGUCAGGUCUCCAGUGACCCUGUCCUUGACGUAUCUUUCUCCUGGGCCUUUAACGGACAGCUCAUUGCCAAGGGAGACGGUCACUUUGAGCUGGUGGGCGGGGUGAGUGACCCACAGUCGCUCUUCUUCAGAACGUGUGAAUGGGCAGUUGGCACCUCUCCCCAUUUUGCUUCACUUCAUCCCUGCCAUUAGUUAAAAAGGACAGCUUGUGGUUUGACAUCAUAGGAUUUCUUGGAGUGAUUUACUGUGGCCUAUCCCCGUGAUGGGUGCGAUAGCAUCCUUAUUUUGCAAUGGUAAAACUCUCCUCGGAGGCCUGAUAGAAUUGAGGAUGUGAGUGUCUCUGUAAGGAAGCCCCAUUGGCUCAUUCUGUCCGUCUUAAAAUGCCAAUUGUACUUCUUCGAAUUGAACAUGGUGGCUGCUAUGUCAAAAUACACUUCCUACAUAAAAACCACCAUGUAGGUAAUGUGUUAGCUGCUCAGCCAUUGUGACAGGUUGUCAUCUUCUUGAGCACACUUCUCCUACUCGAGCUCAGCCCUCAGAAGUAAUCUAUUUUUUAAUGCUUUGGCUGGUCCUGAAUUCUUUUCAAAUCCUACUUUGACAUAGCCUGCUGCACAGCUUCUUGUAACAGAAAGGGGAUACACAUCAUUAGAGGUGUCUUUUAAAGGAAUGAAAGCAUGGCAGAGCCCCAGAUGACAAAACACUUUGAGAACACCCCUCAACCCUCUUUGGAGAUUAACCAUUCUUCUUGUGUGUGUUUGACUGACAAUGUUCUUAUCUGAAGAGACUCCUUCCCCAGAAAUCCUCAAAUGUCCCCAGUCCAAAGAGAUUAUCAACUUAACUUUGCUGCUUCAAGGAAUUUAAUUUCCAUAAUUAAACCAUGUUGGCUCCACUGCCACGUUUCCCUGCCAAUGCCAAGGGAAGAUUUCCCCACUAAUUUACCGUUUGCUGCUUACGGGUGUCCUCUCAGAUGAGAAUCGAAGGCGCCUUUUCUCCUCUCCAACAGAGUAAAAACCAGCUGAACUCAAUAGUAAUGGAUUAUUUGUUAGUUUUUCAAAACAGGUCUUGAAGGUCAUCAUGUGGAGCCCUCAUGAAAAGCACAUGAAAAAGCAGAGGCCUUGUUGGACACAAAAAAACCUCCAUUUGCUGCAUGCAAUUGCAGAAAAUCCUAGCCUUGAUCCUCAUCAUAGACAGAAAGAUGUGACUCAGAGGUUCUGUCAUUUUCAGAUUUUUUUCAUUAUGUUUGCUUUACGGCUUUGACUGCAGAAACUGUCAAAAGAUAUGCGUGUAAUAUCACUUCUUGGAAACAAUUUGGAUUCUCCUCCACAAAGUCCGAGCUAAGUAACUGCUCGAUCUGCAAAUGUUUUUUGGCACCGCUAUUUACUGCACCUUAUAUAUGCUCGACUACAUUCUUUAAUAAGCUGUCACAAGGUCUGUUAUCUUUCAUGCUACAUAAAGCUUUCUCUCCUCUUUGGUAGAGAACAGCAGGAGAUCUGAUGAUCAGGAACAUUCAGCUCUACCAUGCGGGCAAAUAUAUCUGUGUGGUGGACACGGAUGUGGAGAGCCUGUCAGCCGUGGCUGUAUUGAUCGUGAAAGGUAAGGAAACCUCUCAACUGCUCUGCAGUCACUAAUUAAAACACCCUGAUUGUUUCGAAGGCCCUUAUUUUUUUUUUUUUUUUAAGGUGUAAAAAUGUGGAUUUAGGGGACUGGGUGUAGGAUUUAAGGGGAUUUAUGGGCAGGAGGGUUGUAUAUCAUUCACAAAUGUAUAAUCACCUGGAAAUUAGAAUGAUGGGGUGUCUUUUAAAAAGCUCUGAAUGUCCUCAGAAGUGACUCUUUCAACUGAUUCUGAAUUAUUUAUAACCAUGUUUCUGUACUAAGCCAAAAUGGGAAAAAACAAGCUUUUACAGAGAUUUUUUUGAGUUUCUUGACAUCAAGCAUUCAGACUUUCUCUUCAUAAAAGUUUGAGAAGUCAGGUAAAAAAAGGCAAGCAUUUAAUCUGUAUUUACAAAAAUUGCCAGCAGGGAGAAAUGACACAUGUGACAGCCAUGCUCGAAAAGAAAGAACCCUGAUCCUCAGCUGGUGUAUAAACUCAAGAAACCUUUUUUUCUUUCUAGUUUUUACCCGAUUUAUCUUAUAAGAUGUUAUUGUCAUAAAACACACUGUCCAGUUUCUGGUUAUGUUCAAUGUAAAGGAGAGUGUUGGCCAUGGCUGCCUGAGAUCCAAACUAGCAACAAAGCAGAGGUAUGUCCAAACUUUUUUGACAGAGGAGGCCAAACUGAGCACUUACCUAUGCAGUGGGGGAAAGAAGUAUGUGUGCACACAUACAGAGUUGAAUGUUAUUUAUUUACUAUUUUUGUAUGCAUUAAUCAUAUCUUCUUUAAUUCACUUCUUUCAACCUCCAAAUCGUCUGAGUUUGUUGCUCAAAGGACUCAGAAAAGAGGUGUCAGAAUUUUAAGUGCUUAAAUAAUUGCGAGCAAGCUGCUGCACUCUGUCAAAAAAAAAAAACAUAUUUUGCAAAAAAAAAUUGUUUUUCCAAUAAGUUUUGAUGAACUGUUUCCUCUCCUCUUCUCACUUAUCUUAAUUUAACAGCAUCCAGCGUAUUUAUCUAAAAUUUAACAAAGAAAAAUUGCUUAAUUUAAAGGCAUGGUUGAUGAUUGGUGGGAUUGGUAAUUAUAAUGAACCUUGUUUAUAUGGCGAUCAUAGUCCUAUAGUGCACUCUCCACAAAGUGAAGAGAAAAAGGAUGGAAAAAAUUUGUUCACCCCAGCAGGCGCAGGGCUGCAAAAACAUUGACCAAUGGGAGCCAUCCAUCCCGGACAACUCCGAUUGGUCAAUCUCCUGCUCCGCCUCUCCAUCCAUUCACCUCGCUGUAUUCGACACACCCCUCUCCCUUAGUUCUGACUCGUCUCCUACCACCCUCCUGGCCCUUCUCGGAGCUCUGAGCGGCUAAAAGUAGUGUAGCAACUUAGCUAAGCUCCAGCUUAGCUUCUGCUUGCCCCACCGCCAAAAGUGCUAAGAAAACACAAGCUGACAGAAGAAAGGGAAGAGUCGUAGAGAAAAUGUGACCACGCGAGGAAUCUAACUCAAAUAAAUAUCGGGUCAAACUUCGAGCGGUGGAGAAAGCUCUGCCAGGAUUUGGGCCUGAAAACAGACGCCGAGACAGCAGAGUUUUUAUUGAACAGGUAAUUUCUGCCUUUUAUCGUGGCACAUAUAACUCUUAUUGUCUCUGCAAUGUCAACACGGCAGCUGUCCAGGCAGCUGCAGACGGUGCUUGCUAGCAGAGUUGUCAUUUACUGCCGCUAGUCACUAGCAAUCCGACAUGGUGAAUCCUAUUUGAAGCUAGCAUAGGAUCUUCUGCUGACCGGCAAUAUUUUUUUUGUAGGACGAUAGGGGAAAGUCCCACCUCCUUCGCCUCUGAUUGGCUAGAAAAGGUGGAAACGUCAUCACACGCUCAAACCAAAUGCGGGCUGUCGGCUCUGUACAUCGAACAGGACAUUACAGAACAUUAUCUCACUUCUGAAUAUCCUAACCCUAACCCUCAUCCUAACCCUUACCCUAACCCUCACUCACCCUAACCCGACAGACAGUGACGUUUCACAGCUAUUAGGAAUAACCAAUCUGAGCCCAGCACUUCUAGCCAAUCAGAGGCAAGGAGGGCGGGACCUUCCCCUGCCAUCAUACAAAAAAAAAAUUCACGGCCGGCUUCUUGCUCUGCCAGAGGGGGUGUGUCAUGGGGAGGGCAAUACAGGUUCGGGGGGGAGUUAUCAUGGAGCACAGAGGGGAGAGGUUUGUGUGUGCUUUUUUCAAAUCUGCCUUAAUGGCUCCGUUUUCUUCAACUGCUUCUCACAUCAUCAACUAUGCCUUUACAUGCAAAGUCACCUGUAUGAACACAGCCCAAGUAGUUGAUUUUAACCACAGACUGUAUACAGAAUUGACGCCGUCUGCCUCCUCGCUGGGUGAAGCCACUGCGAAAACAGCACCCUCUGGUGGUGGGCUGCAGUAAAAGGUCAUAAAUCCCGCCUCCCCCAUCAAUCCCUAUGAAGCUGUGGACAAACCUAAGAAAUUGAUUUCACAGAAUAUAAAUUUUUCUCCCCCCUGGUUGUGAUGUUGACAUGUAGUCCUCUUUUUUCUGUACAACUCUAUUUUUAAAAGUUAUUAGUGGGUUCAUGUUUUCUAUGAUUGACACUUGAUACAGCCUAUGGGUGUAUGAAGAUUGUGUAACUCACCCGGGGGAUACACUGUUUGAGCGGAGCGUCAUCACAGCGACUCCUGGCGACUCUCCCGCCGGAUGCGUACAUUGCUACUGUGCAAGUGGUGGUUCCAGGAAGUAGAGAGAAUUCUUGAAGUACCGAGAGCAAAUCGGCUUCAAAUUCAUAUAACAACGGAAGGCAGAGCCAAAGUUGUCCAUAGUAUAUACAAUCUGUGGUAUUAACACAAACCCCACCUCUGACAGGGAAAGAAUCAGUCAUAGUUCAGGGUUUGGGGAUGAUAUAAGUGAUGGUCUAUAAGAUUUGGAGGAACAUGCACCCCUGGCCACCUAUCUAGACACACCCCUGCGAUGACAAUACCCUGUUUUACAGUAUUUGUCCAUGAUAACGCAUGUCCAGCCUGAUGUCUAAAUACAGCCACAGAUGAUUGCAGAGAAUGGGAAGGCGUGCCCAGUAAUUUCCAUUUAGCGGGUUCAAAACAGUUUACCAGCCUAUGUGAGUUAUCACAGUGGCUGUGUACUGUUUAUUACACUGUAUGGUUUUCCUACACGCUUGGAAGGGGGUUAAGUGACUGAUUAUCACUUGUUUGCUUCUAGCAACCCCGUCACUACAUGCCACUUUAUCCUUCACUCUGGUCUUUAAAUGUUUGAGUGUAAUGGCAAAUGGACUACACUUACAUACCUCUAUUCUAUGUUAACCUACAGAGCACUUUACAAUGUGCCUUUUAUCCCUCCAUUCACACAAACACACUCUUAGAGUGAUGAUAGCUGAGCUGCAAGGCCUGCCCAUUGGGAGCAACUUGGAGUUCAGUAUCUUACUCAAGGACAUUUCGACAUACAAUAGCUUUAGAGUGUGUGAUAGAUAUAGCUGCUAAAAUGGCCCUCAGUAAAAAGAUGACUAUGCUCUGUGAGGGAUAGCAAAAAAGCUGUGUGCCGAAACUGUAAAGGAAAGUAUUUUAAAUACAAAGAAUGCCAAAGCAUUGUGUUUUCUAAACCUUUUCUUGUCGGGCAGGUUUUAUUUGAGCUGACGAUUGCAGUGCAACAAAAAGCUCAUAUCCACAUGAAAUUCAUGCUGGAAGUCAUCAGAAACAACAAAGUUUUAUUUUCUGUGUAUUUUUAGUAGCACUUACUUUAUUGCAUCAAAUAAGAGAGGCUGGCUCUUCUUUUAAAUUGCAUGCAGUGAUGUUUGUGAAAGUAGAAAUCUUGCACUGUUUUCUCUUGCUCUCUCUGUGGUAAUGACCGAUUCUCAAUAUUGGAGCAAUGUACUUGACAGUGGAAUGUUUAGAUGCCUGUCUGUGCUCACUCAUGCACUAUGUAUUGGUCCAGAGAGACACGACUGUCAGGAGCUGCAUCAGGCAGAGCAAAAUAGAACAACUUUUUUGUUGUGUUUCUAUGAGUGGCAGGUUUGUAUUGUGUGCAGAGUGAGAGGGGGGAUGUGUCUCGCUUUGAUCAAUACACCAAAUAGCCCAGAAAAUUGACACCAGGCAAAUAUGCUAAAUGUCAGAUGAGGUGACUGAUGGUUUUGCUGUCAUGAUUAGAAAUGGUUGGAUCCAUAUCUUUAUCUUGUAAAGCUACCCAUGAGCGAUUCAGCUUGGCAUGUUAAAGAUUUGCUGGGCUAAUUUCAUUAAUAAGCUCUUCUCUCCAAAUGGCUAAGGACUAUGUGGAAGUAAGGCUGUUUCUCCUGCAGAAGCAAUAUCAAGGCCAUGGAAAUUGAUUGGCCCUGUAUUGACUUGAGAGGAACUUGUCUGUGACUCAGAAUGUGCAUUAUUUACACUUCCUGCUCACAGCAGCUGUCAUGGAUGUCUCAUUGCUUGGAUCAAAUAGCUUCAAACGUUGGGCGGCAAAGCAUGAAACUGGAGAGAAAACCAGUCAUGGAGGAAAAAGAAUGGUUAGUCUUCAUCACAACUAUAGACCUCUGACAAAAACGUAUUAGAUUCAAAUGUUUUCCAGUCUAGCAGUUGGCCGAUCCAUGCUAGGACUUCAAUGAAGGCCUGUGGCUACAGAAAAUGACUGUCACCACCAAGUCCUACCCUGCAGGUUGUCUACCUUAUACAGCAAGCCUUUACCAACUUCAUCCUUUAAUUUCUAUUCCUUCACACUAGUUUCUAUAGACAGGUAUUAACCCUGGUUGCUGGUUCUGUCUGACAUCGGGCAAUCACACAGGCUAGCAAAUAUUGAUGCAGCAGCUCUUGAGCUCUCUGUCUGCAAAAGAGCUAGGUCAGUUUUCAGAAAAUUGUAAAGCAAUUGAAAAAUGUACCAUAAUGUUCAGUGUCUGUUUCUGUUGCUUUUAAAAUUUAACAACUGAAAAAUCCAAUAUCCUUUUCCACACAAGUGAUUAGCUUCAGGUCCUGCUAUAUCUGACCCUGACAUUCACAACAACCACUGAGUGGAGUAAACACCACUUAGGUUUUCUUCUCUGUGAGAGUCUCCUGACAAGCUAAGAGGCAUUGUUAGUGUUUUGAAAAGUUGUACUGCCAGUGUGGAUUUUUUGCAAAGUUUAGAUCUCUUCCAUUUCUUUGGCAGAGACUCUGAAUUCAACACAAAACCAACAGUGGAUAUUCAGAGAAGAGAAAGAUAAGAUUCUGUCUAACCCCUCUAUGCGGAAAAAUUGUGUGCACUCAUUCAGGGGCCCUGAUUUGUUUGUUGUGAGAACACAACCAGCAACCAGAACACAUAUCAGCUUGAUUUAUCAUGGGCAUCAUAAUAAUAGGUAAAGCGGUUAGAAUAAAUACAGUACAAUAGGCUAGCUUUACUCAGUGCCUCCAGCCAGUUUAUCAGCAGCCGGAGAGCUGAUGCUAAGCGUGACAACAUCACAUGACCCCAGCAUCAUCUACUGGUUUAACAACUAGCCCAGCUUGUGGAACCAGGGGGAUCACUGGAACCUCCACUUAUGCCCAACUGAUCCCCUGCUGUUGGAGUGUCUUUACCUCCAUAAUUCACUGCUCAAGAAAGCUUCUCUUUUUCAUGCCCUGUUUCACAAAUUUUCGUGUCCAACGUUUUCACGUUGUUGGUGGGGUAACUGGAUAAUUUAAGGUUCUUGUCUUGAAGCCAGCCUCCUACAAAAUAAAGCGUGGCUAGUAGGCCUGGCAUUUGUUUACAUGCGCUAUGGGGAAAGGAGGCUGUGAAAUAAUGAUGAUGGUGCAUGCGUUGGCUGGCUUUACAGUGUUGCAGUGUGAACACAAAGAGAUCAAUCAAUUUUGUCAUCUGAAUCAGAACAAAGAAAACAAGCUACAGAUGUGAAAUUACCCUCAACCUGAUCUGCUCAGCAUCCUUUAAUCAAAGUUAAAAGUACGGGCUCUACAGGCCCUGUGAGUAAUGUUCAAAUAUACUGUAUGGUCAGUAUGAGAUUGCUGAAGCAUACUCAUCAGUGUGUUAGACGGAUUUAGCUUUUGUAGUUGGACAAAAUGUGAUUAAUUUAACGGCAUUGUAGUUAACUUGCUUUUGAGUGUUUUGUUAGUUUGCCAACCGUUAGAGUGGACAUAUUGAGAGGGUCACAACAUAAACCUGAUCAAUAUUCAUUUAAGUGAGGUUUUUGACUGUUUUCCAUUGUUAAAAUAUGGAUAAAAUGGCCUGUUUGGGGUCUUACUGUAACUUUGUGAUAUUGAAGAAAAAGCUGCUAUUGAGGUUUUCACUAACAUGACAAGUACUCCCUUUUGUACAAGGGCAUGUCCAGAGGGCUAACUGAGGAUGGCCUUAAAAUCUGAUUUGCCACCCUCUAUUUAGGAUGUGUAAUCAGGCUGGCUGAGGGUUUAUUUGCACUUGAUUGAAGCGCAUUUUUUUUUUAUUGCUUUGAAUUGUGACUUUAGAAACAUCUUCUUUUUAAGUGAUUCAUGUUCUUCCAAUCUGCUGUGCUUUCCUUUGAAAUAAAAAAAUAUAUACAGUAUGUACAAAUGAUUAUCACAGUUGUAUGAUCUCUUAAUGAUAUCUGUUCAAGUAAAUUGUGAAGACAGAGAGCGUAAAUUCUGUUUACAUUCUCUUUGAUCAUUUUUGUGUAUGUGCGCUCACGGUUAGAGCCUGUGUCGGAGCUCCAGUUGAAAAAGUCCCGACAAAGCAGUCUGCUCUGCUUUUGUAAGACUCAAGCCAAAACAUCAUAAUGAUUGGUGAUGUGAAAACUAUUUUAAGUGUGUUUAUUCACAUUGAAGGGUGGUAUCAUGCUUUUCCAACAAAAAAAAUGCAAAGUUACCAUCUUUGGUGUCCUAUGCAAAGUUUAAAAUCACAAGGUUAACGUAUGUUAUCGUAAUCCUGGAAAAUAGAUGUAACUGCUCAAAAUGGGACCUUGUGAGAAAAUGAAAGACUCACUUAAACGCUUGUGUCAGGGUUAUAGGCUCUUCUUAAAGAGCCUUAAAGAGAGAGAAAAAUUUUAUUUUUAUACAUCAGAGUGAGAAAAGGAGGCUUUUUUGAUCUAAAAAAUCAUGUAGAGCAAUUAAAGAGGUAUCAGAAGGGAAAUAUGGAGUCUGGAAAAAAUGCAUAAUACUCCUUCUUUAGGAAUGAACCUCUGUUGUUACUAUAAGUGAAGUGGACUCAAAAGCCUAAUAUUAUCUCCUUGGAUACAGUGAAGUAGGUGCAAAAUGUCUCAAGUAUCUAAAGGACAUGCUUUUAUACAACACAAAGUUAAAAUACUCGUUUAUUUUCUAUUCCCCACUGACAAAAACAUUUGUUUUCUGAAAACAGGCCCCAUCCUGUGUGAAUUAUCGAUACACAUCCUGUUUUUUUAAUUUAUUUAUUUUUUCAUUGGAGCUUCUUUCUUUCAGAAAAAAUUGUCCUGUGAUGUGUGUAUUAAACCAAGCAAUGGGGAAUAUGAAUUUGGAAGGAGAUUUUGCUUUUGAUUAUUAUGUUUUUAUGCCGUGUCUGAAAGCUGUGGGCAAAAAAGCAACAACAAACUAAAAAUCAAUUCAAUUACUGUUCACUUUUGAAAAGAGGGAGAAAUCUCAGAAACAGUGCGCUUUGUUUUGUAAAGCGAGAGAUAGGUGAACACUGACAAUGGAGAAAUCGUUUCUCAGUGGCUGAUGUUCCAUGUGCUCCAAAAAAGAAAAUUUAAUGUUCAAACAACUAUUUCAAUGAUGUAGGACUCAAUGAACUGUGAUAAUGUAGCGCCAGUGUGUAUAAAUGAAGCAGAGCGAGAUCACUUAAAUGUAUUGAGAUAUUCAUUAUCAUACUUGCUCUGAUACUGAUAAUUGGUGUUAACAGCAUUAGACACAUUUUUCAAUCAUUUGUUAUCAGUCUUUUUUAGUUGCUCUGUAUUUUUUGCUGUUCCUUUCUCAGUCUGCUUCCAACCCACAUCUGAAGGUCGAUAAUAAUCGCUCCUGACACAAAGAUCACUUGAGUUCUCCUUUUUUCACAAUGGCAAUAGAAAAUGUUUUAGAUCCCACUCCACGGUGCCUCACAAACACUCCACUGGGUGGUGGUAGCGGUUGGAGAAGGUCAUGUAAUAUGGAUUACAUCAUGGUUCCUGGAAUUCAAACCACUCGGUUGGCACCUGUGCUUGUUUGACAGUUGCAUCAUCAUGAUCAUUAUAGUCAUCAUCCGGGGAGACAUUGUGGAGGCAGGCACACGAGCACUAAGACCAUGUUCAAUGUGUUCCCUGAGUUUCACUGAUGUGUAAAAGUGCAGAUUACCAGAUUGGAUGGUGUUAUAUAUUAAAAUUAAAAUAAUAUGUGCAUAAACGACCAUGUCUGUAAGUAUUUAAAAUGUUACCAGAUAUCAGUUUGCCCUGUGCCGACUUCACAAUAAAAGCCCAGGCAGUCUGUCCAUAUUAAUAGCAGAUUAUAAGAACAGCCUCAAGACCCUGACAGCACCCUGCUCCCUCGGCCAAUGAAAUAUAAUUAAGAGGAUAAGGAAUUGAUCCUUGAUUGUCUGCUCCAUUAAUAUGUAUUAAUGAGGCCAGUGUAUUAAAGGUUUUUUUGAUCAAGAGCCGCUAAUGAGUUUUACAAAGAUCAAUACCUCCAAAGCCAGGGCCUUAAGGCCAACUGUAUGCGGGCAGCACGCUCACAGCUUCUGUAAACAAGAAAAAAGAUCAGCUCAGCAGUGGCUUAUUUAGCAUGCAUCUGGAUCAGAGUGUGUUAAAUAUUUAUAUGCAUACCCUCAUACAUACAGUAUACACAUAUAUUCCUUGAACCAUAAUCAAAAAAUCAUUUGUUUGUGUUUCUAAAGCAUCGAUUUUAUAUUAAAAUAAUCACUCAAUAUUUCAAUGAUUUGAAUAUUUUGCCUCAGAUGAGGAACCACUUCAGAGGCAGUGAGGAGUGUGAAGCAGAGCUCGGGGCGUCAUUAUUCUGCGGUGUGUCUCACAGUUCUCUAGUGGUCUAUUAUUUCUGAUGAGCUGACACAUUCAUUAGAAACAGGAAGCAGCAGAUGAGGGUAAAGUAAAACAUCACACUGCUUAAUUGGUGGGAUAAUGAAAAUAAAUGAUAAAACUCUGCUUCUUCAGGGCUGUGAGGCUCUUUUUCAUCUUCUACCUUUUAAUUCGAGCCCCUGCCCCUACUUACGUCUGCUGUUUCCGCGAUCAAUUACCAGAAGGAGCAUGAAAGGGAAGGAUUACAGGUUGGGUGAAUAUUGGAGGAUAAAUCUUAAAUUAACUUUUAAUUCCUCGUGAAGGGCAUAACUUCUCCUCAAAGCUUAAAUUCAAAGCUUUUCAAAUAUUUUCCCUACCUUAUGUUGAUUUCAAAUAUGGAGGAUCUUAACUAAGUAUAAUGUCUUGUAGCAGCAAAGAGAAGCUGGAUGUGAUUUUUAUGUAAAUUUAUCGGCCUUCCAUAUUUUUCACACAGCCUCUGUGAGCAUACAUAUUUGAAUUCUUAUUCUGUAGUUUGUCUGUGUCUUUGCAUGUGUGAGGACCUCACAGUAUCUGUUCCUGUGAUUAAACCAGGUCCUCCCAGCCCCCCAGACUCAGUCACAGUGGAGGAGGUGACAGACAGUACAGCCCAGCUCGCCUGGAGCCCCGGAAGAGACAAUAGCAGCCCCAUCACCAAUUACCUCAUCCAGGCCCGGACUCCCUUCACUGUGGGCUGGCAGAGGGUUAACACAGGUAGGAAGCACUUAGAGAUGAAUUUUAUCUCAUACCACAUGUGAUGUGAUUCAGAUUCUUUGUGGAUCCCCUCGGGGAAAUUGUCUAACUGCCAGGAGGUCAGAUUGUGGGGUCAGCUGCAGAACAGAGCCCCUGGAGAUGGUUGGGAUUCAGUGUCUUACUCAAGAGAACUAGAGUUCAAUGUUACUGCUUUUACACGAUCUCAUUUAAACCACUUCAGUGACCUUUGUACCUGCCUAACCAGGGGAAGAGCCUUUUCCUCAGCUCAGAUGAGGCUGGUUUGGGUAGCAUUUGCUCCCUGUUCCUGUGAAGGGUCAGAGCACAUAACAAGCAGCUUUAGAUAACAAAUUAGGAGCAUAAACAAAUUAUUUUUUCAUUAGUGUGUUUCACAGGGAUGUUGCUUUUAAUAAAAGAACCGCAAUGUUGUUUAGGUAUAUUACUUAUCUCACCUCAAUUCAUCUUUAUUUAGAAAGCACUUUAAAACAACCACAGUUGAAACAAAAUGCUGUACAGAAGUUGACAAAAAUAGCUCAGACAUAAAAAACAAUUAAAACACUAUAUAAAACAAAGCAGAUAAUAAACAUUAAAAUCAUUAUUUCAUUGUUUUUAAGAACACAUUUAAAAACAAUAGAAACAACAAAAAACAAACCAUAAAACACCAAAACAGGAGCAGAGGCUCAUGUUGGGUUGAAAGCCAAGGAAUAAAAACGGGUUUUAAGACGAGUUUUACAAAUGGACAAUGAGCAAGCUUGUCUAAUAUUUAAGGGAAGCUUGUUCCACAAAUUAUGGGCAGCAACAGAAAAAGCUCCAUCCCCUCUGAGCUUCAGUUUUGACCUCUAUGAUUGUUGUACAAAGCAUGCACAGAAACAGGUUAGUGGAGCAGCCAAACUGACACUCACCAAAACACAAAUUUAAGUAACCAAACAUUGAAAAUUUCUCAGCUCAGAACAGCAGCCGACAGCAAGGUAGAUGGACUGGAGGUGAACACUUAUACUCUCAGUCCUCUAGAAUUAUGUCUCCUAUGUCCUCUCUGACUCAGCUGAGAUCUGCCAUGUUAGCAGUGUCCCAUGACCCUUGUCUCUCCUCAGAGGAGAGAGCAUCAUAGACAAGGGAAUUUGGAGGAGCAAUAACUGAGGUCAGUGAGAGAUGCCUUCAUUGGAGUCAGAAAUUACACCACAUCAAAUAUCAGACACUGAUUGGACAUUGGAGGGACAUGGGGGAAAGGAGCCACAAGCUCCAGUAAAACCUGGGCCGACUGCCCUAGGCAUAGCUGUGUGUAGAUCACUUGGCAAGCAGCACCCCAUGAUUUCUGGUUUCAUUAAAGCUUAUAUUAAAUUAACAAUUUACAGUGUUUUUGAGACAAUGAAAAUAAAGCAUCAUGAGACAUCACAAGACAUCACAAAAUAAGCUAAUAGGAUGCAGAGUUCAUAAUCACAUAGGCACUAAAUAUCCAUAAAUACAAAAACAAAUAGUGACUCAUUUUACCUGUAAAACUGGACACAGGAUGAAGAGCCUCCUGGAUGUUUCUGUGUGCAGGUGUUUGUUAAACGGGUAACACACAAAGAAAAAAAAAAUCACCAUAACUGUGUUUGUUUGAUUUGAAUGAAUACAGAGUACCAGUUUUGCAGAUACAAACAGCUGUGAAAGCUGACUGACAGCUGAUCCGGCUGUGAUUAGCUGAUUCAGUCAUCACAAAAAGACCUCGCUUUAUCUGAUGCUCCAGAGGAAAGAACAUCUCAUGUCCCUUUUUCUCGUUCCUCUUCAUUUCCUUCCAUCCCUUUAUGCAUCCCUAGUGGGAGGGACUGAGAUGCAUGGAAAAGGGGGAGUAGGAAAUGCAUGGGUGCAACUGAGAUAUAGCCAUGGUUGUGGAGAGACUGAUGACACUUGUGUUAGUGUUUGUCACGCUUUCUCUCGCUGGUUAAGAAGUCUGCAGGAGCUACAUUGGUCCACAGAGCUGUUAGUCAUGCUUUAAAAUCCUCUUUCUCUCUCUUUUUUUAAAGCUCAAACUUACUAAGACAAAACUUCUUCAAGAAUUGGACACUUGAACAUUAAAUAGGACAAUAAUAAUAGGAAAGUAUUUUUCUAGUUUGCCUAUCAGCAUAGCAGAAGGGGGCCUUGUGACCUCUACUGUAACUAGUCAUCUGGAGGAUGGAGGAGGAUGUUCUGGCUCUUGUGCUGAAGAGUGUAUCACUCCAAGUGUGAUACAGUAUUGCUCUAACUGCCAACUAAACAAAUCUAAGAGAAAAAAAAAGAGUUAAGCUUCUUUAAUCAAUACUUUAAAUUAUCAAGGGAUCAAAUGUCUCCAUGGUUAGUGAGAGGGGUCACUUGGCAUGGUGAACCUAAAGAUAAUUACCAGAUUAUCAGCCACUGUGGUCCCCCUCAGCUCAAGCAAGUUGUACUACUCUCUAAGAACCAGAUUUUUCUUGUUAGGAUGGUGGAGACUAAAUAAGGAGAUAAAAAAGGAGAAUUACUAUGACUUAAUCUUAUAAGAUGGUUAAGUAAGAGUUUCUUAGGUUGUUCUGUUUCGACACGGUGUAAAAACAGGCAAAUGUUGGGCAGCAAUUUCAGACUAAUUUUAUAGGGAUUAGAGAAAGUUACUACUGCAGAGAAUGGUUCUCACAACUCACCCCUUACCAUACCCUACCUUUGUUCUCUGCAUGUCACCCAUACUCAGCACAAGUAGCAUCCAGCAGCAGCAUUUAAGUGCCCUCCUCCUAGGUCAUACAGCUUGUAACAAUAUCACGCUUGCACUUUGGUUGAAGAGUUUAUUCAGAAGUGUCACUGCAGAGCGAAAGGUGAGGAGAGCAGUAUCUGUUCUCAGGAUCUCUGUGGACAGUAAAGUCAAUUUGAGAGUCCCCCCCCUUUUUAAUAGUUAAAGUGAGGUUAUAGAUUUGCUUUAAGUGCUAAAAUACAUUAAUUCAGGAUAAGUCAGGGUCUUACAGUAAUGUUUGUGUUUUUUCUGUCUUUCUAGUCCCUGAGGUAAUUGAUGGCAACACAGUGACAGCCACAGUGGUGGACCUGAAUGCUUGGGUGGAGUAUGAGUUUCGAGUUUUGGCUAAAAACAGUGUCGGAGUUGGAGAACCCAGCCCGGUGUCGGUCAAGACCAGGACAGAGGACGCAGGUACAGUAAAUUGCCGUUUCGAUUGCUCAUUCAGGCAGAGAAUCUGAAACUACAGUGUAAUCUGCAAAAAUACCACCACCAUCACUGCUUUUUCAACCUUCUGAAGCCUGAAGUGAUUGUUAUAUGGAGGUCUGAACAAGGUCUGUGUUGUGUAGUUCCUGAUGCAGCGCCAGGUGAUGUGGGUGGAGGAGGUGGAAGUAGAUCUGAACUGGUCAUCACAUGGGAGGUAAGUCAUCAGUCUUAUGUUCUAGUAUGAUAUUCAAAGUGCUUGUAGUUCAUCUAUUUCUACUUUCUAGCGAGGUGCUCGAUGCUUUCCAUUAGAUUGAAGCCCCUGCUUUCUUGGUUUGUAGGUGCCGCACAUUUGGGGUAAAUGAAAGUCUGGUGCAGAAGUAGCUGUAAUUUCUUAGUUAAAGAGUCUUCAUGUAAUGUAGCACACACAAGCAGAGCACUUAAUCCGACAGUUAUUGUCAUUUAUGAGGCUUUGAUCUGUGCUGAAUUACUGUUGUUCAGCCAAAUCCGCUGUGCUCAUAUCCAGCUCUGAAGUAAACCGGUCGGCUAGCUGAGAAAUAAUGUAGAUAUUGAAGGAUUCAUUAGUUUGCUAGAGCUCUCUCAUUAUUUUAGUUUUCUCAUUUUAUUAAAAUCAAAAACAACUUUUCAUUCCCAAAGCUAUGCAGACGUUCUUUAAAGAGCUUAGUUUUUUUUCUUAAUAGCAUUUCGCUCCUUAUUUCAUUUUGUCAGGUGGGUCACAAAAGCAAUUUAUGGGUGGUGCAGUUCUUUUGAGCAGGGGGUAAGUGAUCAUGUCAGCCCAGCUGUGGGGUGAAUGUGAGUGGUUUGUAUAUGUUUUAAUAUCACUAUAGUUUUGUGUUUCACUCUCAGCCUGUCCCUGAAGAACUACAGAAUGGUGAGAGCUUUGGUUACAUCAUUGCUUUUCGAGCCUUCGGAGAUGUUAGCUGGACUCACGUGGCCACCUCUGCGCCUGGUGCCGCUCGCUACGUGUACCGCAAUGACAGCAUCGCGCCCUUCUCUCCAUUUCAUGUGAAAGUUGGUACUUACAACAGCAAAGGACAGGGUCCCUUCAGCCCUGUGGUCACCAUCUAUUCUGCAGAAAUAGGUACGGGGAUGAAUAUGUGUGGGGUUUUUUCACUAAAGCUACAAAGCUUUUCUGUUUUGGAAAGGGACAAAGAUCAUGAAAGUGUUUUUUUAGAGCAUCUAGUAGGCUGAAAGCCUGGUGUUUUAUCUCCCUGCAUCAAAUAAAGAUAUAUGCAGGAAAAUAAAUUUGUAGGAAUCUUUCAUAUGCAUAAAAAAGUAGUGGAAAAAUUGGGGGAAACUGCUACAAAUUUAUCUAAGGAUAGGCAGAUUGCCUCCAAAUAUCACCACUCUUUUAAACGGCUAUUCCAAAGUGAGAAGCGCUUGGCAUUUAGAUCUAUGCUACCUCUCUGCAUGCUGAGAGGGGGUCAGUGUUUAGUGUAGUGCUGGUCUAUUUACCAGCAGCACCUGUGUGUGGUGAUUCAUCCAUGCAGAGAUCAACAAGAAUGCCGCACUGUUACAAAUGUAAAAUGUGAAGAGAUUUGUUCUGCUUUUCUCUGUGCCGUUUGAGGAAAGGCACCGCUCAGUCUCCUGUUGUCUGUUUUCAGAGCCAAGUGGGAUGCCAGCGGGAGUUUGGGCCAGAAGUGUCUCAGCCUCUGAGAUUGAGGUGAAUUGGCAGGCUCUCUCCUUCACCCCUGAAAGGGUUUUGGGCUAUGAGGUACAUUUUUACCCUUUUAAAUGGAAAUAGAAAUCACACACACACAACACAAUUCAAAUGCUAGUCAUCACCCCUGUCCUACCUCAAAGCCGACACUUCCAAACUCGGCGUCGCCAUGGUAAUGGCUGUUUCAGUUGGGCGACUGUUAUGGGCAAAAUUAUACAGUUCUUUGUCCCGACACGACAGGAAAACAUGUCAGAGCGUUUUUAAGAGAACAAAAGAAAAUUGCCUGUCCACAUGCCUUUUCAGGUUGCUGUCAGUUAUGGGAUAUCAUGAUACGGAGCUCUAUGAUAGCCUGUGCUGCAAAAUAGAGCAGACCUAGUGUCAGAACACUAACCAAAAACUGUGAUUAUACCCUGCUUCUUUUGUUUGUUUUUACAGCCGGAGCUGAGGCAUCAGGGGAAUCGAUCCUCAGCCUUGUAAUUGUUCUCUAAAUAGAAUAUGAAUAUUAAAGUAUUACAUUUGAAACCCCUCACAGUUGAUUUUAUUCUAUUUUUUCCCUCAAAAACUGGGACAGCCUGAUUACCUUACCUGCUUACUUUGGGCUGAAUAAUGAGGGUGAUCAAAGGGCUCAAAAGUAAGAUGUUGUUGUUAUUCUUUUGAUUAAUAAAAGCAAAGCUGCUUCAAUAUUUCCAUCUGGGAAUGUAGGUAUAAAAUAUCCAACCAGCCCAGGGGACCUCAACACCAACUAAAACUAAAUAAUGUUGCUGGAGAGGUGAAGGGCUGGGGGAUGGGUGUCAUUUCCAGAUAUUGUAUUUUCAGUUUGAGAUUUGUAUUGAGUGGCCAUUAAUCUUAUGGUGGGUAGCUUUAGUUAUUUAAUUUGCAAUAUGUCAUAUAUGUAUAUCUUAACUAUCUGUAUUUUGCAUGGAAAACAGAGAUUGCUUUAGCUACAAUUCAACAAAGAUUUAUGCAUGAUAGAGCUGAAACAUUUAGACCAUAUAUCCAUGAGUCUGGUCAAAUAAAAAACCCUGACGGUUCGUUUAAAUAAUUCAUUUGAUGUUUUAGUCAUUGAGCAAAAAUGCAAAUCUGGGCUGAGAUGCACACACGUGAGCUUCUGUAAAUACAUGAUUUUAAAGCUCGUUGAACAUUUUAAUAAUGUCAUCUUGAGUUUCUUUUAAAUGUGACAGACCAAUUUUGAUAUUUGAGUUUCAUAAUGUGAUCUUAUAUAAACAGUGGGGACUCUUGAUUAAUCAGUAUGGAGGGACACCGAUAGUUAAGGUCUUUUUUGUUGUCUUUAAGCAAAAAUAGUUAGACAUCCUGUGAAGUUGUAAAAGCACAUUAACGAAGGCUUUGUAAUAUCAGAUCAAACAUCCUCCUACAGAGAUAAAAGAAAACCAUAGUCUGACUUAGGAGGAUAUACCCAAGGGUGAUCAUUUAUCAACACCACAUUUCUCUCAAGACAUCAAACACAGCUACAAAAUACCCUGUUGUGUUGUAUUUGAUUGAAAAUUCACGCUACUAAUGUUCGCAUUUUGCUUCAAUCUGAAGCCAUAUGUCAUGGUUUAAUUCUAGAUGAUGUGCUCCCUGUCACAAACAGGUGGUAUACUGGGAGGAUGACACCAAACCUGAGACCAUGGGCAAGGUUAGGGUGCCCUGGAACCAAACGUCGGUCACAGUGAGCAGCUUGGCAGGAAACACGCAGUAUUUUCUCACAGUCAGUGCCUUUAACACAGCUGGCACUGGGCCCUUCCUCCCUGCAAUCAAUGUGACCACGAAAAAGCCCCGUAAGUUUGAGCGCCCAGUACUGAGUUGCAUAAUCUGUGUGUAAGUUUGACUGGUUGUGAUCAAGCGUUCUCUUGAAAGAUGGGAUCAUUUGGAGGAUGAGGAGUAGAAGAGGGAAGUGAUGGCUAACCCAGUUCUACCUGUUAUUGACACUUGUUAUUGUACACUUGCUCUGUUAUAUUUCACAUACCUAAUCAGGAAUUAGAGUUUGCACUUAAAGAAACACUCCAUAAAGAAGUUUGCACUGAUUCAACCAAAUGAGGUUCAUCCUUUCUGCCCACAUUUUGGUUAUUUUGAACACUGCGGCCCACUAGUUGAGAUGACACAACUUAAGCUGAAACCUACCUGAUUAUAGUAUGUGUUAGGUGUGGACUUUACACCCAAACUGAAGACAUAGCUAACACAGAGCUGGUGCAUCAGCCCUCUCAUGAUCUCCUUUCCAAUUGUUUGAUUUCUGGUUAAUUGAUAUAAAAUUUAUAUUUUUUCUGGACUAAUGGGACUAGCAUUAUGACACAAAGGGUUUUGUAUUGAAUAAUAACACAGCUGUGAUGCAACCAUUUAUUGUGAAAGAUCUCUCAAGCAGUGUUAUCCAGUACAACACUUUAACCUCUGGUGUGAUAACACUUCUAUACAACAGUUGCACAGCAAGGAUAGCAGAGUAGGGAGUUGUUAUUUGCAACACCAAGAUUAUUUUGUUAUUUUUCUUAUUUUUAAAUAUACAUUUGGCCCCAAUUACAAUGCUAAUUCUGCAGCUUGGCUGGAACUGAACUCAUGCGGAGCAGAAGUUAAACAUUUUGCUGCAUAUGUCUAUAGGUGACAAUAAACCAUCUUUUUUGAGCAAUGCAAUGUACAUAAAAAUGUGUAUCGCUAUUGAUAAUGCAGUGAGUGUGUUGCUUUGGAGGCAAGUGUGAUCCUGAGGUACCAGCUUGAUCCAUCCAGACGAAGACAGUCUGCUGUCAUGUUAGAUUGUGAUGUGGUACUAUAGAGCACUUACGCUCUACUGGACUCACUCUUUUCUUACCAGAUUACUGCGUCACCACUAACUGUUAUGACUAUUUUUACACCAUGCAGCACCAGCCCAGCCACCACUGAAUGUGGAGUGGACCUUGAUUGGCUCUCAGCUCUCUCUUUACUGGGAACCAGUCCUGGCAAUGGAAUCUGAGUCAGAAGUUACAGGCUACCAAGUGAGUUAUACAUCCUAGGAUGAUUCACUGUAGACUGUUUUUCCCUCUAAUGUAUCAGACUGAGUGAGAGCAAGGACUGUACCUGUUUGUUCUCCCACUGUAAGCUGUCAGAAUGUAAGAUUAUGUGUUUACAAUUUGUCACCCACCUUGUUUCUCUCCUCCAUUCAGCUGUCAUUCAGGAGACAGAGACACAAUGAGGUAAACACACUCACAACAGCCAACUCCACGGCAGAGCUGACCCUUCCUGAGGAAGAUGACGAGUACAUCAUCCACAUCCGGACGUUGAGCGAAGGAGGGCUGGGCCCUGCCUCGGAUCCCAUACGAAUCCACCAACUGAGUAAGCUUGCUGUUGUGGGUUUUACAAGAUCUAAAAAAAAGGAACAUUUUUAAGAAGAAACUGUCAAAGUUUUCAGUCUUGAGCGGCAUCACUGAAAUAUGCUUACGCCAGACUGUUGUAUAGAAUGCAACAGAACAGCAAGACACAAAUUCACUGACACCCCAGCCUCUCGGAACUUUUUAAUUAUUUACUGUCUCUUGUAAAUGAAGUCGCUUAGCACUUUUUAAACCUGACAGGGACAUUUUGUCCUCCGUUGACUCACCAUUACCCAUGUCCCCAGCCACCCCAGUUAUGCUCUUCCCAGACUUAGAUUUUGCUGAAAUGUAUGGUAUGAUCUAUCUCUCUCGCAGAGGAUGACUUCCUCUUUUACUAGAUGCACUUACUGUCCUGUGGGACACCAGUGGGGGGCUCCUCUGCUGCUCUAAAUGUUGAUUUGCAUUGUUGAUAUUCAAUGUUGAACCUGUGAAAACAGUACUUUAGAGAGAUAGAAUCCCACAUGAGCUCUUCUUUUAAGUUUUAUUUGAAAAAUACACAGCUGCCUUUCCUUCCCAGGUUUCUUUGGGCAUUAGUGAGAAAAAGAUUCAGGUAAAAGACAUUAGCGAUGAAACUGAGUGCUGUGGUUAUAGAAGCUAUGUAUCUGUAAAACAUCCAAAGUGGAGCAGCAGGGCUUUUUCCAUCAAUAAUAUAUAUUUAUUAUCCAGGAGAGGGUUUAUAAUUGGAUGUUAUGUCUUUACAGUAAAAUAUUCAGUGAUCCAUAAGAGCUAUUCUGUUCACUUAAAUCAUACAUGAGGAAGUCGUAAUGACAGCAAACUGUAUCCGGCUACUUGUUUCUUUCCGCUAAGCUCCCUAACUACCUCUUUUCACUGACAGUCACAUUCAUAAACCAGAAAAGGAAAGAGUUUUUUACCACAGUAGGAGGAGCCCUGUAUUUUGGGAAAUUUGAGUGUCAGAAUUAUCUCAGACAAAUCUGAAAUCUGAUAGAGAGCAAAAACAAAUUAACCUCCCAGGUGGAUGUCGUGACUGGAGCGUGUCCAGACUCUUUUUGACUUGGUUGACCCAACUUAGUCACUUACUUCUGCUGGGAUGGCAGGAAGUAUGUGUGCAUGCUUACAAAUGAUUAGUAUAGCAUUACCAUUAUAAGUUAGCCUGCAUCUUCCACCUACUUUGAAUACUCACAAAUCAACUAGGUUUUAUUUUCCUGUGUAUCAUUUUGUAUCAAACACAACAUAUUUUGUGAUUAUCAAAAACUUCUCAACUUUUAUGGAAAAAAAUCAAAAGAAGUCACUCUUUAGGAAGUCAAACAUCAGUUUUAAAUCUUCAUUUUACAUAUUGGGGAAACUAUCUGAUGAUACCAGUGACAAAAGUAUGGUCUCCCUGUUGAGAUUUUGGGUCUAUAAAAAUAUAUUAGAGCAUCCUGGCUGACAUAAACAAUAUCCUAAAUAAAGAUAUGUUUGAUUUGAUUGUGUAUUUAUGUAGUUCCCUGUAAUAUUUGUAUUUUCUUGUUUAUCUUAAACCACAAAAUUCACUGUUCACCCUUAAAUAUUAGCCAAUGUUAAUAUUGACCCCAUAAUAUCAUGGCAAUUAAAGGAUAAUAUAAGAGAUGUGAAAAUAUCUGGCAUAUGAUUAAAUGAACUUGUAAUAAGAUAAGGCUAAUUACUGUAAAUGGAAAACAUCGCCUACAUAUAAAAAUGAUUUUAAUGAGUUUAUUUUUAGAGUGCUUUCAGUCAUUAUUGUACAUGUAUGUUUUAUUGGUUUCUUACAUAAGCAAUAAGCUCAAAUCAAAGGGACUUUCUAGGGUCUUUCUAAGCUUAACUCUUUCAGUACCCAACAAGAUUAUUUAUAUUCAGAGUAACAUUUAGAAGGACAGUGUGCCACACUGAAACACAAAGAUAGCCACCAGCAGUCUGCCACAACACAGCUUGCAUAGUUGAUUUGAACAGAAAUUCUGCCUCUGCCACCAAAACUUAGGUUUAGGCCAUCUCUCCAGACAUCUGACUCGUGUCAGCACUGCUACCAAAAAGUCUGUGUCCUCUAUCUGACUUGUGAUUAUUAUUCUUUUUUACGUGUGUGUGUUUAAGGUAUGAGUGCCCGUGGCUCAAGAGCCUGGAGCGUGGACAUCUCCUCCUACUUCCUUCUCCUUGCCAUCGCAAUAUCAACAUUCAGGUCAACAUCGUGACACAAUGAGAAACUGUUUUUCAACCUUCUUAUCAGUAUUUUUUCUUGAAUUGGUGAAAGUUGCUGUUUUUUUCUUUUCUUUUCUCUCAUUUUUGGAGGUGAUCACGUGCUAUUUGACAGUGUGCGUUUGCGGGUAUGAGGCAGCACAAGAGUGGAGUGUGCUGUCAGAUGAUUAAAAAACAGUUAAUGCUUGAGCCUUUUUUAAAAUAGGUUUUGACAUGUCUGCCGGUUGGGAACAAUGCUCCAUUUCAACUCUUUUUUUUUCAAAUGAUACAGAUGCCUUACUUCCAUUCAUGUGCCAAAGUAGUUUCAGCCUUCUUGUUGUAAUCGCUAAUAGCUACAUGCUUUCUUCAACAUUUUAUUCCUCACAGUUUCUUAAUAUUGAAGGUCUCAGUGAACCUUGCAGAGGGUUGAGAUACAAAGAUGUAUUUGUGUUCUGAAAUAUUUCUGAUUUUGUCUCCACGUCUGAAUUGACAAGUCCAAACAUGCUCAUUCACCCGUGCCCGUGCCUUUGAAGAUGCUUUUAAUGCCAUCAUUUAUAGACACUAGUCCGUGAUACUUUGUGGUUCGGAAAAUACUGCAGCCAACCUCCAUCUUUACCUGCUCCAUUAAAGGUUGGUGGUGUCCCAGAUGAAACUCAUGAACAAGCUCACAGUGCCAGUGUUAGCCACUUAGCUUUUAUCUUUUGAUUAUGUAGAGCUGAAUGUACCAUGAGGGCUUGAACAGGUUUUAAGGCUUCAGACUGGUUGUUGUGAUAGCCCACUGAUUGAUGGAUCAGACUGUGUUUACAGAGCUUUUAUCUGCCUGUGCACAACUGUAGCCAGAGAGAAACACAACUGCAAGUGUAUUUCCUUCAACAGUUGUCCUAAAACAAUCGGGUAAUUGACAGAAAACAAUGAACAACAAUCCAUUUGGUCAUUAUUGUGGACAGGAAGGCAAAAAAAAAAAACACCCAACAAGGUGUAUGUCUUGCUCGUUGCUUUUCUAAUUCGCAUCCAAAGAAUCAAUUCAACAAGUGUUCUCAUACUUUAUACCAUGACCGACAACUAAAUGUCAUCAAAAUAAAGAUACUAAUUAUAACUGGUUUCAUAUAUAACUUUUUUAUCUAAUUGUUUUAGUUAAAACAUGUAAGGACUGUCUUAAUCCUAAGCAGGUUUUCUGAACUGAUCAGCUUGACCUAGCCCAAAGAGUGGAGGGAGGUGUUCAGUUAGCCUAACUCAGUCCAAACUCAGCUCACAAAUGCAUCAGUGAGCAUCAGUAGAUUCACUCAUCAUCACUAGUCCAGCAGAAGUGUGCAUUUGAUGGUUCAGUCGCUUUGGAAACUAUCUUUGCAACUUUCCUAAAAUGACAAUCAGACCAUCACACCCACUUUCAGCUUUGACUGACGGGUAGGUGUGCCGAUGUGAGAAAGCUAACAGGGUUUGAACUUCUCUUUCAUGCUGUAAUUUGAAACCACUGUCUAUAAAUACUCUACAUUAGCACAGGUACUUCAAGGAAUUUAAUUAUGGUAUUUUUCCUUUUUCUAGUACAGCUUGUUUUUCAUUCUCAUCCUCUGAUGCUGUCUUUCAGAUCAGCUAUCAAUUCUGUGUCCAUCAAACAUGCUCAAGUUUUUACAGUAACUACUUUUCAACAAUCAAUCUGAGUCUUGUUGUCCUUGGUUAAAUCAAAUCCUAAAGUUAACCAAGUAGAGGAAAGUAGUUAAAUCUUGAAUUUUGAUCUGUGUUUAUGUCUGGCAUGAUAAUGUCAUGAUACAGUCUGGGCUCAAGUUCUGACUACAAGCUUUGACUUGAGCUUUCAACCUUAUCUUCAAUCUCAAAUGAAGAUCAUAACUGAUCACCACGUGGAUUUCUUAAAUCAUCUGCAGACUUGAGUUAAAUCAGUUGAACCAAUACAAACUUAAUUCAGUGAACAGAUUUUUAAAAAUUUGAGCUGUGGUUGAAAGAUAAUAUUAGAUUUAUCAUGAGUCUAGAUGGUCUUGGCAAGAACAUACUAAUGGUGCAUAAGUUUUACUUAAGUCAGACGUAUCAUGUUAUUUCAACUGCUGACCAAAUUUGAAGGAACCAGUGCCCCCUGAACUCUGUGUGGUCAUGGUAUAAUGUCUGUGAGAUCAAGAUUGUUGACAGGACCAAAAAGUUGUUUUACCACAGAGCUUAAGGUUAUUAUGGUAAACAUUUCUCUGUGUUUGAAUUGAUUAAAUAAUUGGAAAUAUUCAUUAUUUGCAGUUUUAGUCAACAUCCAUCUGGGCAACACACAUAGUGGUCGUGCCAGUUAAUGUGCAUCAUCAGCCCUUGCAGUCAGGACGAGAGGCUUAAAGUGCUGCCAAUUGUGCCAGUCUGAUAAUUGAAAUCUAGCCACCAGCUUAGACAUUAUUUGGCAAAAUGUUUGGUCAGCUGUGUUUUAAUACUUUGUGAAUCUGUCCUUUCUUGUCAGUUGUAUUGGCUUUUUCUUCUGUGGUAUGUAUUGUCAUUGUUUAUUUAUGUAUUUCAGUGAUAGCCCACUGUUCAGGUACGUGCUUCACCCUACAAUUCAAUAACCCCACCGUGGCUGAAGCAGAUAGACCACAAAUCUGUCAGCACAUAACCUGAGGGUCUAUUUAACAGACUUGACGAAUGGAAAGCCUGAAAUGUGCCAUGAGUUAGCAGACAUUAAAAUAUCUUAGUAAAUUAGAGCAGGCCUGAGGGACUUCUAUGGGAAAAGGGCAUGGGAGUAAUGUUACUAAUGACGCCCACCCAAGAUGAAUACAACAGGAUUUAGGAAGGACUAAAUCCAGACAAUGCCAUAGGGAUGAAACCAGGAAAAUGUUAGGGUGUGCACACAUGUGAUGUUAGAGAAAACAGUUUUCAAAAGGAUCAUUUGACUAUUCAGAAAAGUGAGGUUAAAUGUGUGUCUUUUAAUUGAGAGCGGUUCAGGGCUUUAGGCCUCUGAAGCUGCAUAGAUACUGGAGAAGAGUUACACAAGGUCAAUAUGAGAGGUAGAUGAAACAAGUCUGAGUUGUAAAUGCCUUUUUUCUAUUAAAUUAUCAAAGAUUGCAAGUGCAAAGAAACCAGAAGAAAAAAGCUCCACGAUCCAAGGCCAGGUCAGGUGCACCUAGUGAGGUAUAGUUUGAAUCUGAUUAAAAAAAAAGGUUUUCCUUCCCUAUAAUGUUAAUAACUUUUUUUAAGCAGUCUUUGAAUCCUGUUUUUGUGGCUUUACUUGUUGUUAAUCUGUACACACUCUUUCAUUACAGAAUGUCAUUGUUAAGCUUACAAAUGUUUACACAGGAAAUGCAUCUUUCUGGCUGAUUUAUUGAUUACAUGAACGGAAAAAAGACAACAUUAUGACAGGCUUUAUGAACUUGUGUCCUUGGUACCUAGAAGCAUUGCCAACCUCUUUGUUUUGUAAUGUAUCAGUACUGUGGAGAAUUUGAAUUGAUUUAUUAUUUUCUUUUUUAAUGUUUGAUAUGGUUCCUGAUUGUUAAUUUGAUUUUAUUUUUCUCUGCUGCACAAAGGUCAAGUGUUGCUUUAGAAUAAUUUUCAGAAGCCAGUGUUGGCCAAUCAAAAAAGCCAGAACAGUGAGAUCUCUCAUGCCUUCAUACAGUAUUCUGUACAUGCUGUAUGUAUUUUGUUGUGAUAUGAAGCAACACCUGCAACUGGGAGACUGAACUGUGGUGUCCCCCUUCCCAAUUGUAAUUCUCAGACAAACCCAGAAUCUGAAAAAAAAAAAAAAAACAUGAGCAGAGAGAAACAUUUCUUAGCAGCUGCUAUCACACACAGCCUUUUGGUGCAGUGACACAAACACUACCUGUUACAAGGUAGUUGGCCAAUGCACAGUAGAUUAUACAAAGUGGUACUAUCGACUAGUACUUUUUGUCUUUUUAUACCAAUGCAACUUUACAGUUUUCUUGCUACUUUCAAGCUAAGAAAAAGUAGAAUUGAUCAAAAAUUUAACUCAAUAAUUUGAAAUCAUUUCACAAUUGAUUAAGAAAUAAGAACCAGUGUCUGGGUGACAACGCUUGGCCUUUUUGUUGUGACUCCUCAGUAUUUUGAUGUCCAGGUGAUCUCCGUGAGAUCGUGGCAGUAACGUUUUCACAUUGAAAAGUCAUCAGCUGAUCUUGAUACGCUGAAGCUGUGCAUGUAUGAUAUUGUUUGGUGCAUCUGUGUUUUCUAAAUGAGGGACUUAAUAAAAACAAUUCACUGAGGUUGUAAGAUCUGC
This is a messenger RNA of Xyrichtys novacula (pearly razorfish), 48615 nucleotides long. The record is from the annotation of a GenBank genome assembly. Lineage: Eukaryota; Metazoa; Chordata; Actinopteri; Labriformes; Labridae.